AUGGGCUCGCUACCCAACCUGCACGAGUUGAGCAAAUCGGACCGGUUAGUCGUGCCCGCGCCGAUCAGGCUGUCCCCGAACCCCGGCGGCAGUGGCGGCGGCGGCGGCGGUCGCGUUUCCACGGGCAACAGUGGCGGCGGCGGCGGCACUCGCGCUCAUCACAGGCGACUGCAACAGACCAACAGCCUGUGCACCGGCAACUUUUACGGCGUCAUGGAUCGGCUGGCCGACAUGCAGAUCAACGAGGUAACAUUGUUUGUACAAUAAUAAUAUCAGUACGCGUAUCGCGAACGUUUCGAAUAAUAUUAGGGGCGAGGGUGAAUUGACGAAGUCCGGGGACACCGUCUACAGCGAUAUGAUGGGCGUAGGGUGCAUAUUAUACGACGCGUGGAGAUUUACGAGAUUUUAGUUUGGGAAUAGGUUGCAAUGGAGAAACGGGAAAAAGCCGAGUUAAACGACACUGUCGCCACGCAUCAUUGUACUGCCUGCAAUGCAUACAGCGUCGUUUCCAGCGCGCGAUCGUCGCCCCCACUGCGAAUUCCGCACGGGAGACCGCGGUUUCGUGCGUACCCUGUAUACGCAUACAAUAAUAAUAGUUAAUGUGUUCGCGCGAAAUAUUUAACCGGCACCGUGUAUAACGAAUUUCCGUUCAGUGCCGCAACUACGUGUGCGAGUGUGGGGAGGUAGUGUGUGGGGAAUCGCUGGCCAGUUUUAUGCGGCCCGCGUGCACCGUAAAGACCUAAACCCCGUUCCGCUUACCGUUCGGCGGUAAUAACCGAUUUAAUCAAAUACAAUUCGGCCCAUCGUUAACACCUAUCAGUGGCUGGAGGGUUCCUCGCGCCUCCAGUACAUCCCAACCGACCCCCGGUUGUUGCGGCGCCGCCGGUAAAAACGCUGCACUAAACCUAUACCCGCGAAAACGGAUCCGAGCGGGCAUUUCCGAAUCCCCCCCCCAAAAAAAACAAACAUUUUUAACCCUCCGAAAACAACGUUUUACAAUAUUACUACGGUGUACAGUACUAAAAUAUGUUUAAAACGUUUAUCUUCCGAAACCAUUUUUUUGCGUACACUAUCGUGGUUUCUCGUUUUUUUUUCGCGGUUUUCCCCGACCAUUAGGAAAACCUGACUACUGAACCUACUACACAAAAUUGUCGUACCAGAAACCGUUGCCGAAGUUGUUGACCGGAUCGACAUUUCCGCGGUACGAAUGUUAUUCACAGCAGGAGCUGAUCCAGAGCUCAAUUUUGAAGGGGGGGGGGAGGCGAAAGUGCAAAUGUAUUGCUGAAAAUAGUAAAUCAAAGACUUUGUGAACCGAAACAUAAUAUUUCAUUACGGUGUUUGGGGAGCGGGUAAUGACCCCGUUGCCUCCCUGGAUCCGCCGCUGAUUCACAGAAAAAAAAAAAAAAAAGCCACACAUCAUAAUAUCGUAAUAAAACCAAUACGUUGCUCGAUUCGCUCAGAAAUGACUCGGGCUAAUUUGAACGGUGAUGCGGUAACAAUACGAGGGCGCGUGACGGAAAUGCAGACGGAGCGACGGUGAUGUCGGACACACACGGAAAUCACGGGUUAAAUUACAAGAGCCGUGUGGCGGGUAUAAUUACUAUACGACCGAACGAUGUCAUAUCCAUGGAAAUAAGCCCGGGACAAAGACGGAGGGCAAUAAGAAUACUGGGUGUACACGCACGCGUAAUUAUUGCCGCGUAUAGUCGCUCAGUAUAGGUUUUUCAUUUUUCCGCCGGAAAAUAUUUGAAACCACCUCCGUACAGCCGUUCUACACACACUGUGACGCACAGUGGCCUGAAUCGUAAUUUAACUUGCCUAAAUGGAUUAUCUUUAAAUUUUAACUGAUACGAUAGUGUGAUACAUCAAACCCAAAUUGACCCAGCUAAAUGGAAUAGAAUUGUAGUUGAGGAGGGGUAAGGAAGUGUAAUAAAUUGCAUAUUUAUUUUCAAAUGAUUAAUCGAUGACUCCCCCCCCCCCCCGAUGGCAUUUUGUGUAUGAUAUGCAAGUAUCAACGAUGUUCCAUUUGCUGGUUUCAACUUUUAACGCCCUACCCUAAUGUCUGUUUGUAUGUUACCAAAAAACUACUUUAAACUUAUUUCGAUAAAACUUUGUUCAAUCCCUUGUUACCUAGUAACAACAACAAUAAAAAAAAAAAAAAAAAAACCACGAAACGUAAUGGUAACAACUAGAGUACGUGAGAAAAAAUUCGACUUCAGUGCGCGGGUCCUGCUGCUCGUGUGUUUUUUUCUUGUCUUUGUACUUAUACUUAUACUAAUACUUUUCUAAACACGGUAAAUUGUCAAUAACUUAUUGGGAGGGGGGGCUGGAAUCCUCUCAGAGUCAUCCCUCUGGGUACGCCGUCACCGGUCUUGAAUAAUUUAGCGAUCAUUAUCGUAUCGUCGGUCUGUUUACCGUGCUGCUCGAUUCGUGUUUAAUACGGGUGUAUGAUUCGCAUUAUAACAAUACGGUGUAAGUACUGUAACGUUAAAUUUCAGAGCUUUGCUUUAAUAAUAUGUACGUGGUUUUUCGAAAUCCAUUAACCGGCCAGAAUUUUAGUUAGGUGCGCUCAAACUGCGAUAAAAUAUGUAAAUGAUAUGCGCCCAAGAUGAACGAGGGGUUCACGGUUUUUUGUAAAAAAAAAAAAAAAAAAAUCCCGUAUAAAGAUAUAUAAAAAGACUUCAUUUUCUAUUCUCUCGACCAUAUUACCGUGAUCUCUAUACAAUUAUGCUGUUUCGCGUUUUAAUAUUACAUACAAUGUGCGUACAUAUAUAUUUAAUAAUUUAUUAAAAAAAAAAGUAUAGAUACACAAGAUCCGUUGUAUUGAGAUGGUACUCGUAUAAGCGUUUUUUUUUUCCUUUUUAGAUUCUGAGUGUACCGAAGAACGUAUUGGUUUUUUAAAAAAAUGUUUUAUUUUUUUUUUUAUGUGAACACUUUUUCUAUUAGAUUAGAUUACUUCGAUGUAUAUGAUGUAGACCCUUUUCUGAAAGAAAAUCUUUUCGCUUCUUCCCUUUUUUUUUCUACAUCGCCAUAUUGCAAUAGGGCUCAAAGUCCGUAUGUUUGAAUUAAACAAAUAAAUAUGCUGUGAGGCCGGCUGUUUUGAGAAAAUCUAUGAUUCUUAAUUCUUGGCCGGCUUCAAAUGUUUCUUUGAUUGAGGUGAGCGUUAUUUUUUUGAUUUUGUUCGGGCGAGUUGAUAAAUGGAAAAUUCUAAGAAAAUGUGUCCACAGAGAGUACCUACGCAGAAACACGUUUCGCACGUGGAUUUUGGUUCCCUGCGUAUUGCGUAUGAACGUGGAAGUUAUGUGUGGCCAAUACGUACUCUAAUGACCACGAUCUCUUCGUGCCGGGAGGAUGUAGCCAUUUUACGGUUGAAGGUCUAAGCAUUUUGUUUAGUUUGUUUUCUGUUUGUUUCCCGUGGGAUUUGCUAUAAUGAGUGGCAUUCGAUUCAAAGAGCAUGGAUUACAUCUAAUAAUUGUUGUAAUUUGUUUUGUAGUUAUAAAUUUAAAACUAAUACGAUAGUUUGAAUAUUUAUGUGCACCAAACUAUGUUUUUGCGAUCUUUGUUCAGAGUGGUUUUUCGCUAUCAAUGAUUUAUCGUCGCUGUGUACAGUAAUAAAUUGAACUGCUCUGACAUUGCAAUGUUUUAUCCAACGUUCUCUGGGAAUUUUUUAAAAUUUUUUUGUUGUUGUUAUUAAAUUGCAUUGAUAUAUUAUUGCGGUCACAAAACGAACAAUAAGCUCGUUUUAACCGUACAGCGGUGCGCAUAGGGGCAUUGGGUGGUUUUAUGCGACUACACCUAUCCCCAUCCGUUGGCCAUUUAAAAUAAUAUAAACCAUUCAAAAUUGAAAACUUAUGUGUAACUCAAUUUUUUCGUAACCUUAUUAUUUUAACGACGAUGAAUAUGUUUUCACUCGAUCAUGAAUGAAAAAAAAUAAUAUACAUACACACAUAUAUAUAUAUAAAUGCCUUGCCUCCACGGGUUUUCAACGUUAUAAAGGUUUGCUUAUAAAGUUUAGAGCGCCGUCUUCGGUACAUUCAACAGUCAUUCGGGUUUAUAAACGAUUCGUGUACUUAAACUUUUGUUUAAACUUGAAAUUUGUUCGUACUACAACAAUACCUAUGCGGUGUCAAUAAUAAAUAUCAACUCUCGUCGUCGUUUCUGUUGCGAUCCUUGCGAUUCUGAGCAGCGAGCACUGCACGUGUUCUUGAUAACGGAGAAAGACGGGAAUAUUUACACAACAAGGGUUUUUUCGAAUUCCGAAUUCGGUUUGUUUUUUUUUUUUUUAUCGUCGUGAGCUUGUUUUGUUUUACUGAUUCUGUCUGUUAAAAAAAAAAUUUCCUAUCCAAAAUAUGGCUCCGGAUUUCAAUUGCAUCGUAUUUUCCGAAAACAAAUUGCACCUAGUUGGUUCUGAUUGGGAGGUCAGUUUUUCUUAUAGUUCCCUUAGUAGCUGCGAAACGUCGGGAAUGGUUUUUCCUAUACAAACGUAUAGGAAAAACGGGAAAGUUUACGAAAGUUUUAAUAUAAUCGAAUUUUUUUUUUUUGCAAUUCCUUAAUGACAAAUGCAUAAUCGUAGACACGCGAUACAUUCACCGAAUAGUUAUAUAUUAGCGUUUUCUACAUGUGAUACCAUUUUCAAAAUAUUUUGGCGACUGAUUGAAACACUAUACUUUUUUUUCUGAAAACAAAUUGUUUUGGGUUCUCAAAAAAAUGUUUCGGAAAAUUUGAUACUCGGUCCAUAAUAUGUCAUACGACUUGUGUGGUACUAAACGGAAAAAAAAAAGACCGUUGUGCGUUGCAGUGUCGUAAUUCAUUUUCAUACAAGCGUUCCGACCGCGUCUGCUGUUCAACAAAACCCAACGGUUUUAACGAACUUCACAGGAUAAUCGGAAUACCGCGGCAGACUUAAAAAAUUACCAAUUACAAUAAAGAUCGGCGUUUCGCCUUACGGGGUUUCGACGGGCGGCCGACGUGCCAAGUCCGAAUUGACGACGAAAUCCGUUAGAAAACAAUAUCGCUGUGGUUUAUUUUGUAAACUUGUAAUUUGCACACGGGCUAGGUUAAAGCGUUUGUUUUUGCAUUUCGACAGAAACCGUUCUCGCCGACGUCGAUGAGAUCGACGGCGUCCACAACCAACCGACAGCUGGCGACGUCCGCCGCGGCGGCCGCCUCUGUUCCGGCGCCGACCGGCAACAAGCGGCGCGACUCGCAGUCCAGCUCGGCGGGCGCCUCGUCUGUGCGCCGUCUCAUCCAAGUCGUCCGCUCCACGCCGUCCAACUCGGGACCGGCGUACAACCGCCGUUUGUUGUGCCGCAACUACGUCACCCUGUGCCUGGGACACGGCGCCGCCGCAGCCGCCCUGAUACCCUUCUUGGCUCUACAGGUCCGUACCAUACACCUCAUUAUAAUAUUAUCAUUACCUACGUUACGAAUUAUACGGGGUGUUCCGAAUCGUAUGCGACGAUCGUGUCGAUUAGUGCAGUCUCCUUCUGCUUGUUCUCCGCCAUCCCAACUAUUUGCGGUCGGUCAGGGCGGGUCCUAAACUUCCAUUUGACUCGAAAUCCCGCCGAGUAUAACAUCGGCCGUCUGCGUGCCAUUCAUUUUUGGCCUCACUCUGCCGCUACGUUUAUAUACCUCAUCGCCUCAUCCUACGGGUUUUCACGCCUCUCUCUGUCCUCAUGACGCGUCCAAACCAUCUUGGCGUAUUUCCUCUCAUUUCGUCUACGAUCGGAACCACACCUGCUAUGCUUCCUCUUAUGUACGCAUUCCUUAUCGUAUUUUCUCUCGUCUCUCCACUCAUCCAGCAAGCAUUCAUCAUAUCUGCCGAGAUAUCUUUUUGUUCUAUUUUUCAGUAUACUUUUGAACACUUCAAACCGUACAAAAUAUGCUGUAGCCGGUCUCACCGCGCUUUUGGAGAACUUGUCUUUAAGUAUCAUUGGAAUUCUCUUGUUACAUAAAGCAUCUGAUGCCUCUCUCCAAUUUGCCAAUCACAAUUAUUGUUAAUCCUACGAUUCACAUCCCCUCGUCAAAGCCACUAUUCGUUUGUACAAAAGAUCCUUAGUAUUUGAAACUCCCAAUCUCGUCUUUUACGUCACCGCUUAUUGUCGUUAGCUGUCUUGUACUGUACUUCAAAACUCAUAUUUUAUAUACUACGCUGUUUUACUUCUACUUAUCCUUAGUCCCUUUUCUUCAAGUCUUACUCUUCAUUUCUCAAGUCUACUGCUAACUUCUCCCGAAUUUUCUCCUAUUAAAGCUAUAUCAUCUGCAUUCAUCAUGUGCCUCUUUCACCUGUUGUCCCCACGCACAUGUCUCGUUUAGAACUUCUCAUACUGUUUUACCGUGUAGAUUUUUAGUAAAAGUAUUUAUUUUUGUUUUAAACAAACAUAUUACCUUUAUGGGAACACCUAUUGUAAUUUGUCGGCAAUGUUCCGGUAAAACGGUUUCCGGCAAACUGUACAGGCCUAUCGUGUCACGUGAUCUGUCAAUAUCGGUAAGUAUUAUCUUUACCUACCUACCUUUUUUUUUUUUUGACUUACUUCGUUCUGGCCGUUUCUUUGUAUUUUCCGCUAUUUCUCCUUAAGUCGGUCGUUAUGUUUUUCAUCCAGGGUUCUUGGGGGGAGGAGAGUUCAUAUAAACGAGGUGCUGAUCCUUUUAUACAGGCCGGCGCCGUAAAAUAUAAAACCGCGUCCCAAAACGAGUCAACCGAAAUCGGGAUAAUAGCGUAUCUAUAUAAAACAACAUUUUUCUUUUCUAAUCCGAUAAAAACCAUACAAAACCAUAAAAAAAAAAAACAUCACAUGAACACAAGCUUACGUUAUUGUUUUUUUUUUUUUAUAACCACCCGGCAGCUUAUGAUCCAGACGACAAAAGUCGUGUACACUGUGAAAAAAUGAUAAUAUUACAUAAUAUUCUCUAAACAUUUCAAUGAGUUAUAUGAAUAGUUUGAUAGGUGUCUUCAUAUGCGGGGCACAGGACAACAAAGGUUGUAGUAGUUAAUUGUUGAAUUGUUCAGCAGAAUCAAAUUUUUCAACAAAGCUGCACCGAUUACAUUAUUUUUUAACCAGUACUGAGUACAUCCAAUAUUUUACUUACAAUAUAUUACUAUUCAACUGAAUGUAAGCGAACAUUUGCUAAUAGUCUAAAAACACCAUCCGAAUAGUACCAUUAUAUCAAAAUUGAAAACUAAAAAUGGACUUAUAAUAUUUUUGCCCUGCGCCCUUCACAAUGUGUAAUAUUGUUUAUUGAAAUUAAUGUUUUAUUUUCUUUCUUUUAUGGUUAAAAAUGUCAUAUGAUUAAUUAUAUUUUAGCUGACACUAUUAUUCUAAGGUUACACGGCUACCCUCUUUUUCCCACCAUGUUGGCGAGUGGAAUGAAAUUAUUAUUCCUAUAUUUUCCACCACGACACAAUAAUAUUCUCAAUGAUCCAUCGCUCCAUCGCUAACAUUAAAAUCAUCCUCUUGGGAAAUCAAUGAUCAGGUGAUUAUCAUACGAGGUAUACCUAAUUCGUUAUUCUACAUAAUAAACAAAUGUAAAAUUCUAUAGGUAAAUUAAUUUGUUAGAAUUACUAAUGUAGCAAACUUUGACCGCGGCCGAUGUAAAAAUUCCGGUAUUUAGCAUUAUCGAGCACGCGGUAUAAUCGAAAGCAUUACGACAUGUCAAAAAGUAUGAACCUAACAAAAUAUAUUACAAUGUAAACUAAUCUUUUUCAGGAGAGUCCUAAACCCAACCUCGGAUUGAUUUAUAGAUGAGGUAAACACGACGUGUUUAGAGACUAGACAAUGGCAGGGGCUAUUUUUUACUAGUUGUAUAUAAUAGAGAAACUAAGCAUAUUAUUCAAACGUUUUAAAUAUGUAUCUAGUAUAAUUUUGUGUCAUCAAAUGAAAAUCAUUUAUGAGGUACCUACUUUUACUGCUAAAGUUGCAGGUGUUUGUUAAUUAUACAAAGUUCAUCCAAUUAAAAAACUAUGCGAAAAUCAUAAAUAAUGGUUCUGGUAAAGGGAGAGGUAUCGGAUCCACUAGACGUAGGUAAAGGACUAAGAGUGACAUUUAAUUCGAUUAUUAAUUUUAUAUUAGAGAGUGUGUUAAGGAAAAUGUAGCCACAACAUACGUAGAUAUAGAAUUGAAGUAAAUAUAAAUCAUGCGCUCCCUUAGCCUAUGAUAUUUCUAAUAAUUAAGGGCGAUACGAAGGAGAUGGUACUGCAAGCAGUAAAUCGGAAUUUUACUCAAAGAAAGCUGGCCAGCAUGUGGGGUUGUCGAUAAACCAGGAAAAGAUCAAAUGCAUGUAUAAUAAUAUGAUUAGUUAGGCACGUUUAGGAUUUAGGAGAUGAGUUAGAUUUAGAAGUCGACGGAACACCCGUUCAGCAAGUUCAUGAUUUUAAGUCAAAGUUACUGUCUAGAAAAAUAGAAUUUAUGUGCCGCUCAUCUUAGACCAGCUGUGUCGUAUGCCAGCUGUAUCUGGGUUUGGAGAGCAAGCGAUAAGAAUUGUCCGGUUUUUAUCUUUGACCCGUCUAUAUUUUACUCUAUAUAAGCCCGACACUCUAGUGUGGGAGAAGAGAAGGUCGAAUGAACAGUAAUUAAACAGUAAAUGCGUGUUAUAUUUUUUUCGCACGAGUGUUCUAAAAUUUGUAUGCAUUUGUUCAUAUAGGUAGUUAAACAUAUAUAUAUGUGUAUAAUUUAAAAUCGGUGUGAUCUAUAUCAUAUCGAUUUGUAUCAAUCAACAGUAGUGUACCGGCGAAACAUUUUGCAAAUUCAAUACGACAUCCUUUUUCUAUCGCGCGUGCAUUGAUGCAUAAUUCACGUAUCGCGGCGGAAAUAAAAACCUCAGCCUUGCGAUGUUAUUGGCAUACCUACACUAAUAAUAUACUGUCGACCGAAUCAAAACACGAGCAUACCGAUCGAAUGCGAACAUUCCCGCCUACAUAACGACUGAGAUUUCCAGUAAGCAACUUGAUUUUAUUAUUUUUUUUUUUUUUUUUUUUUUUUGUAUUAUCAUUAUUAUUACAAUAAACGGAGAUAUGGGAUGAAAUCGAUUUUGGUGUUUUCAUCAAUAUCAUUCCAGAACCUUGUUUGCGGUACGUUCACAAUUAUUGUUCAUUGUCAAUUCACAGAAUAUCAACUUAUAAUUUUCAAAUUACUGCAACUCGCUUUUUCCGUAUUUUCCGCGCCGACGGUUCAACGACGAGUAAUAAUAAUUCUUGAGGGGAUGAUGAAAAGUCGCUGAUCGUCACCGUCUGCACGUAAACAUAUCAUACAUUUCUAAAGGCCCAUUGGAAAUCGAGAGCUCUCAUUUGCUGUAUUGCGUUUGUGAUAACAUUAAACAAUUAUCACUAUCCAAUGUUCUUAAAUUAAAUUAAAUAUAUAUAUAUUUUUUUUACACUUUAUUAUUUCGAUUUAUUUAAUAUAAUAUGAAUUAUCCAGCAUCGUUUACAUAUGAAAUUGUCAAAGGUGACAAUGUUAAUAUUAUUUUAAAAUAUGAUGCUAAGUCUUUGGAAGACAUAUUUAAUGUAACUACUAAGUAAUAAACUAUUAUUAAUCAUAAGCUAGCAUUAAGCUAGUAUUACAUGUAAAGCUUUUUAAUUCAUAAAUUGUAAAUCCAAUCAUGUAUAAUGAAAUUAGGCAUGUUUAAAUUUGUUUAAAAAAAACGUUUCAUUUUUGAAUUUAGAUUGAAAAGGACAAUAUGUUAUCAUUGUUAUCGUAUCCGUUUGAGUUAUUGUUGCUGUCGUUAUUUCGUUAUUUCGUUAUCAUGCAAAAUGUGUCUCUUCUUAUUCUUUUUCAUUAUUAUUUUGCAACAUAAGAGAGAGCCAAGGGGAUAAGUCAUCUACGAAGGAUGUUAGUUAAACGAAUAUCUUCACCGCCUCACCGGUUAAUAUGAAUUGUAACCGUACCAAAAUGGUUUGGUGACCAUCAAUUUGUGACUCUCAAUGAAUUUGAGGAUUAUAUUUCAAAUUGGUAUAAAUUAUUAUAUUAUUUUAUAUGUUAUUAAAUUAUUAUUAUAUAAAUUAUACAACUAUGUACUAUGUAGAAUUACUAAAAACCUCAACAACAUAUUCCAGGGGGAGGGGCACAACUCCCAACCCCCCUAGUUGCGCCACUGUAUAUAUGUAUUGUAAAUUGUAUUGUCUCCGUAUUACAAAUGCCCGACGUGACAGAUUUGUGUUUAACAUAAAUAAUUUUACGUUGUAAGUUUUAAUAGAUAAGUAAAUUAACGGAUAUUAUCAAACUUAAAAGGAAAAAAAUUGUCUGUGUUUUUACGUUGAUUUUGUUAUCGUGUUUUGAAGUUUGACUGGCCCAUUAUCAAACUUAAAGUGGAAAUUUUAAUUUUUAAUCGAGAUAUAAGCAUUUAUAAACCGUGUAUAUUUCACACGAAUAUCCUGCUUAAUAAUUAAAAUAGUGAAAACAACAAUCUAAAAUUAAAACUUAUGGUGCAAAAUCGGUUCUGCUGAACGAAAAUAUGCUAUAUUAUAGCGUUAGCAGUAAGCCGGAGACUGGGGGUAUAUUAUAAUCAUGCGUAUAGCGUCCUCUUAAUAUUAUGCGAAAAAAAAAAUCGUUGAAUCAUGAUAAAAACCACUCAGUAUAAGUUUGUUCCCGAGGGUGGAACAAAAGAGCGAACAAUGCUGUGGGUGUGUUACUGUUGUAGGUGGAAAGUAGAAAAAGUAAAUUUUAAUAUAGUUUUAUUUAAUUUAUAUCUGUACGUAAUAAUAAAUCUCUGUUAAUGAAAUACGAUUCUGAGCGAUGUUCGGUUACACGUAAUAUUUUGAAAAUCCGUAAUCAAUUUACAAUUUAUAAUUUUCGCCAAAAUUAGAAUCUAUUUAAAAUUCAAAUAAGAAAAAAAAACAAUUUAUUAAACAUUAAUAUUUAAUGUUUUUUGACCAACAAGUACCCACAGCUUAAAACGAAUCUCGUGUUAAAUUUUCAUCCAUUUAUGUUUGACCAAAAAAAACUUAAAAUUAUUAUCAAAUGUCCAUAAACAGUUAAACACCUUUUAAAAAUUCUGCUCUGUUUAGAAAUGACUAAUAUGAGCGUUCUGUGAAAUGUUCAGGUCUUUACGUUCAUUGUUAGCUAAAUUAUUACAACAACAAAAUCGUAAAUAACAAAAUCGUUUCGAGGUAAAAUUUGUUCGUUUUUCCCUAUGUUUUUUUUUCGUCCAAUUAACUUUGAAAACCGUUCAGAAAAUCAAAAAAAAAAAAAAAAAAAAAAAAAAAAAAAUUACCUAACGCAACUGACUGCAGGAUUCGAAAUUCUAUAAAAAUAUUACUCUAAGUCAUUCGUCUUGAUCGGAGCCGUAUUUUCGGUAGAAAAGUCGCGAGUAUUUACGGACGGGGAGAAAAAGAUAACGCCAGCGUGUUGUAGAACCGACACGUAUCUCGUUCGGGAGGGAGGAAAAUAAAAAGUUACGACAGUAUCGCGACACAUAAUAUUGUCAUACGGUAGACAGUGCUGUAAUAAUGGUACUUUAAAUUAGUAUGUAGAUGCAGACACAGAUACUCUACUUAAAAAAAGUAUCUAGACAGCAUAUAUAAAUACAGAUACAUUUUAUUCGAAAGUAUCUAGAUACAGAUAUAAGUAUCUUAAGAGUAUCAUAGGGUACAUUUAAGAAAACCGAUAUUUUUUUUUAUAAAUACCUAUUUAAUUCAUUACAAAUAUAGAAUUACAAAACUCUAACAAAACAAGUAAUGAGUGCAUAGUUUAUAAUACAAUAAUUUUUAUUUACAUUUUUUUUGUCAUUUUUCGAAUAUAAUUUUGUUCUUAUAAAGUUAAAAGUUAUAAUAACACAAUCGUUGUCAGUUAUAAUACAUAAGAUAUAACGAUAUUAAAAUAUCGGUUGAUUAUCGGUAAACAUAAAAAAAAAUAAUGGGUACUAUCCACUUGUCAAUGCACCAUAGUCAUACGCUCAUACAUAAUAAUUUAUAACAAUAAAAAAAUCGGAUUUCCUUCAACAAUAAAUGGUUGAUAGUUUUGUUUUAAAAACACUAGAUUUUAGAAUUUUACGUUUUAUUUUUGUGUUUUUUUGAAUCGAAAAAGUAAGAGCUGUAUAUUAAAAAGCACGUUAGACACUUUCAUUAAGAUGCACAAUAUUUUGUGCCUAAGUUACAGGCACGGGUACGUUUCUAUAGAAAGUCUCUAGAUACAGAUACGAGAGACAAAGAUACCGUAGUUUGAAUGUAUUACAGCACUGACGGUAGGUGUAUUGUUAUACCGACGACGACGGUGCGAAACGGACGCGAACGUUUCCGUCUGUGGAAACAGUGGGUACAAUAUCAUUGUUAUCAUUGUUGCGCAUCCGUGUACGCCGACGCACGGGAAAUAAAACGACCCCUUGUCCGGUUCCGGCCCCGGUUCCGUAUUCCGACGGCGAUUUAUCGGGCGAAACUCUAAACGGGACGCUACACCGGCCGUUACGUCCCGCAGCCACACACGUGUCCCCAUUAUUAUUCCCCAUUAUUUUUUCCGAAAACUCCCGGAAAUUUAAGAUUCAACGGUCACGCGUUUAUAAGUUUACGCACUGGGUUAGUUCAACGACAAAAAGUGGUGAAAAUCGUUCAAAACCCUCGCAGGGAUACUAUACAGAAUGUAGGUAAUUUUACGAAAAAUGUUACAACCGUACCCCGCGGUCUCCGCUAUGCACACCGCCGCCUUCGUCGUCGUCCGCGGCAGGUGCGUACCGAUAAAAUAUUAUGGAUCGGCCGGAAUUUCAAAGGGGGGAAAAAAAAAAAAGAAAAAGAAAAAGAGACGUGCCUAUAAAAUGUAUAUAGGUCAACGACUACGGCGGCGGCGGCGGCGGCGUAAAAUAAUUUUCACCGCGGAUGUCGGGCAGAAGAGAGAGCCCGCGCUGAAGUGGCGAACCGUCAGACGAGAGACCGCGGAGGAGUACCUGCAACCUGCGUCGCGCGCAUUUUAUUAUAAUAUAAUGAAGUUAUACCGCCGUUGGACGAGAGAGUUGGUGGGAGGGAGAAAAAAAUGAAACGCACAUUUUAUUAAUUUUUUUUUUUUCCAUUACAAAACCGUACAUGGACAUUGUUCGAAAAGAUCCGAAUAACCCACGCACGAGAGGAUUUUCGACGGAUUUGGUCUGUGGUGGAUUAAAUCCGAGCGUGUGUGGUGUUCUAAGGAUUAAAUCCUCGCGAUCGAAAAUCCGACAGAUUCAGUUCGGCGGCGGAUCAAUUUUCUCGCUUUUUUUCCACCGAUUAAUCGUACCGGGUCUGGCGCACAUUGACAAGACAUUAUUAUUAUUUACCCGGUGAUGAAUUUUUAAUUCGAACCCGGUCGUACAAUACGCAUAUCAUAAUACUCCAGGCGACGCAUUCAUUUAUUUAUAUUUUAUUUCUUAUAUUUAUUUACUAUAGUUAAUUUAUUAAACGCAAUCUCGUCGUCGUCGUCGAUAUCAAUAAACCGUAUUAAUCGAACUCUGCCUGAGUACCCGUCUACGGGAAUUGGUGGGUUUGUCAUAUCCACUCAUCCCUUAAUCGCGGUCUCGUUUUCGGUUUCAUAACUUCAAUGCAAUAAAAAAAAUGAAUAAAUAUAUAUAUAUAUAUGUAUAUAUAGAAAAUAUUAUUAUAUUCAGUUUGGAUGAAAUCGCAAUAUAGGUUUUCGAGACUGAAACGCAGCGUAUUUUAUAACCCCGCAAGACAUAAUAGUGUAUCCAAUAGAACCGAGAAGUUUACAGACCGACUGUAAAAUACCGAAACGUAUUACGGGGAAAGCUUAAAAAAAAGUCACGGGGUCGGUAACUUUCUAACUGUUUUAAGUUACUGUGUUUUAUCUUUCGUUCAAUUAAGAAAUGACUAUUAUCGAUUUACCCAUGUACUAUUAUAACAUAUUGGCCAAAUUUGUAUUGAACGAAUACUAUAAUGUGUAUUAUUCAGUUGCUACGUAAAAAAAAAUAAAAAAAACCGUUGACGUAAAACUAACCAGGGCCAAAAUAUGAACAUGAGAAGAGUUGAUAUCUAUGACGUACGGUUUGAAGAAUUCGGAUGAUAAUAAUAAUAGGGACGAACGAAGGGAAUUUCCAAUAGAGGCCAAUCGAUAUGAAUGGACGGAAUGGUCGGAAACUGAGAAAUGAGAACAAACAGUGCAAAAACAAAAAUACUGUAGUUGGUAUGUGCGUGGUCCUAAAAUAAAACUGGCUAUAUAUUUAGAGUGUCGGUAACUAGAAGAAGCGAAUGAAUUUGCGUUACUUAUUGGAUUACUUAUUGGUGGGGGUAAAAUAACGUCGAACGGUAACAGCACCGAAUAAAUCGUACAACGUGCCAAUGUGAGUGUUUCGGUCGAACAAAAAGAGCUUAUAACAACAUAAAACUGAUUAUCACAUUGAAGAAAAACGCUAAUAAUAACUUAGGUUUUGAGCAUAUUGUGACCUAUAAAUGCAUGCGAAACAAUGGUUACAAGUAAAACCGAGGGAGAAAAAAUUGGAAGCUAUUUACAAACGUGAUGCUGGAGACGGAUGGGGAGGAUAAGCUGGGCGGAAUGAAAAAAUAACGAGAGAGCGCAGGAGAGACUAGAAGUUUGAUGAAAAUCACUAAAAUACCUCAUUGAAAAUUGAAUGGGCACACAAUAAUGAGACGCCCGGAGGAAUUGCGUAGCACAAUUUUAAAAGGUAUGGUCGAGAGGAUGAGAACAACUGAAUGCAACCCUUUUAUAUUAAGGCAUUUAGAGAAAACCGCGGGAGCGGUCUUUUAUAGAAAUAUAAAGGGAAUUACAGUUAAAGUGGUGAAUUGGAUUAACUGCAGUAUAUCAACCUGCAAAUAUAAUGUGUGUACCGUGUAUACCCCCCUCCCCCCAAAAAAAUAUAAUUAGACAUGUUUAAAAUUUAAAAUUAAACUGAUCGACAUUGAUACUCCGGCUAAACUCGUAUAUCCGUAAAGUGGUAUGGGUGUAUUAUAAUAGUAUCAGACAAUCGGAAAGGAACACCUUCAUUCGACGUGCGCACAUGUGAAACACGGCUCUUUACAAAAGGAUACGGGAAAACAGUGUCUUGUUUUAGAAAGAAUAUAUUAUACUCAGACGACGUAGUAACUAAUAGAGAUGUGCACCGAAUCUACCGAAAACCCGGUAUCCAUCAAUUUAAAUUGCCUAAUGACCGAACGACAAGAGUGGAUACGCCAUGUCCGUGUGGUCAAACGGCAUUUGUUUGGAGAAGACUUUUGAUAGGGAAACGUGAUACGUGGGAAAAUACCCAUACGGACAAUGGAAAAUAGAACAACGGAGAGUAAAUAGAGCGGAUUGAGAAUAGCGGAGGAAUGCAUUAUUAGAGUUCGUGCGUAAGUCCUACACGGGCCGGUAAAAGCUCAAGAAUAAACGGAAGGAAAAGAUACUGUUGCAGUUCUCGCGUUAAAGCUAUUCGUAUGAAAUAUAUGAAUAAUGCAUUUCAAAAAAACCAUUUUUAACCACGUAUGUACCGAAAAUCUCGCGAGAGCGCGGCGAUUUGUGUUACGCGAUUAUUAUUUUAUUCCGAUUUUCGCAUUAAUUUACCGGAUGGCGAACCGUGAUGAACCCGGAACACAUUGAAAAACGGUGGCCCUACCAUAAAGUAUAGGUGUCGGUACGCGUUAUAUGUAGUGUUUAAUCACGUACACAUGUAUUAUAUAUUAUAAAGUUUUCAGACGUCGAAACUUUUUGACCGUGACGCGUGCUGUCCGGAGAAACUGAAAAAAAAAAAUAAAUAAAUCAAAAAGAUAAAAAACGACAUACGUACGUUAUUUAGUUUUAAAAUUCAUGUGCUACAAACGCGUUUCCGUUAUAGCCACGAAGGCGGUGUCAGUUUUCUUUGAUGUAAUUCGGUGUCCUCUGUUUAUUCCGUUCUCGACCGUAUACCAAUACCAAAGACGAACUAGUGAGAACGAUGAUUGGACGGUGUUUGUAUAAAAUUGUUUAGAGUGACAAAACUUUUCAUUAUUUUUUCAACCGCAAGUAAAAUUAAAAAUAUUUUUUUACUGACAAUUUAAAAAUAAAACUUCUCGGAUUGAAUUAUAGUUUGGCCUUCGGUGGUUUUUAUUUUUUUUAAAUUUCGAGCGGGGAGGGAUGAAUUAGGUUCUGCCGUGGGGUGUACGAAUUAUUUUUUCCGUCUGUUAACACAUUUUCAAUCAAAAGUCUUGUUCCAAUCAAUAUAUUAAAUGAGAGCUUUUUGUGUAGUUUUAGUUCGCGCAUAGGUCGUUUAAUAAUUUUGCUCGUAGUUUUCUUACUACUCGGUAUGAAACGUAGGGAACACGAAGAAUAUUUACAGAAAUAACGGUUUCGUCAUUUUCGAUUUUUAUUAUUGUUGUUAUUCUGUUGAAUUAAUUGUAAAGAUCUGGCAUUUUGAUAGAAUAAUUGUAUAGGCCUUUUUCCAUGAUGUUCCGGGUCGCAUUAGAAAAAAAAAAAAUAAAAAAUAAUAAUAAUACAAACACACAUCACAAUAUUACAAUCAAACCAAUAACAUUACUAGCUGUUCUUUCUAUAAUAUGGUACAUUCAGCCCGAUAACAUCACGUCAGUGUCUCGAAAAACAAAAAAAAAAAAAAAAAAACCACUGUCGACAGUUACAAUAAUACGGGGUAAUCCGUCCGGACGGGUUGUUAUUUUUUUUUUAUUUUUUUGUUCUCCCGAGACGGACGCAUAAAGGAAUUCGCUCGUGAUCUACGUAUCUACGCGUUUUCUUUUCGUUUGUCGCGAAACGGUUUUUCGAAAUGCAAAUAGUUUCCUGCGGGUAAUUUGAAUCUGCGGGCGAUUCACGCUUACAAAAUUCUCUAUAUUAUAUUAUAAUGGCUCGCUCGUCGCGUGUGAAUGCGAUCGUCGCGGUCUGUAUUUCCGGAAGAUUUUCGUCGUUAUUCGUAUCCAGACGUUUAAACAAACACGACAAAAAAAAAACCUCGGGUUUUUUCCGUUUUCUCAUUUAAGUUUAAUACAGUAGUGAUGUAAAUGUAAACAAGUCUGUGCGUUUUUUUUUUUAGUUUCUGAACAUAACGAGGGAUCUAUUGGUUUUGCCAUGAUGUGUGUGUGUGUGUAUGUGUGUUUUUUUUUGUGUCUGUAAGCAACUUUUUUACCCGAUAUCUUGCUCUAAUCAAAAAACGACAAGAGACAUUUUUUUGUUGCAUUUCAGAUUUACUUGGUGAGUAAACGAAUAGUUUUUUACUCACAAUAUUGUCUGAUCGGUACACAUUUUUAAAUCGAUUUUAAACAAACUUCCCGAAGAGAUAGAGACUUGAAAACACAACUUAAAACUGGAUGACAAUAUAAUAAUAUGGAAAAAUAUAUGCAUACAAUAUACAUACAUACAUAUAUAUAGAAAUAUUUGAUGUGUAAUGUAUACGUAUUGUGAUUGUGAAUCAUUUUCGUUCAUAAAUUUGUAAUAAAUUAUUAUUAUUUAUUGUGUAUGAUUUUACUGUAUAAUUCGAAGGGCCGUCGCGUUAAUAAUCUACCUUUACAUUGUAAUAAAAUCUUAUGUUAUACGAUUAAAUUUAUUGUAGUAAUCAAACACACAAAUAUUCAAAUAUACAAUUUUAUUCCAAUUUAUAAUGAUAGCAAUUCUUCUAAAAGGAAAUCCGACUGGACAGGUACUUUAGAGAGGUCAUUUUUCGAUUGUUCAGGAGUUUUCUCAUCAAAUUCGAAAACUUUAUAUCUGAAAUGUAUAACUGCUUUUCAUUCAGAAUCAUAUUAUUUCGUUAACAAACAAUAUAUCAUUGCUUACAUUAAAUAACUUUAUGUUUCUUCCCAUCUUCCCAGAUACAACAGUGGCGCAUUCAAAAACAAUAUCAAUGUAUUUUGAUUUUGUUCUGUCUGUGUGGAUAUUUUGAAAAAUGGUCAAAUUAACAGGUAUUUCGUAUCAUACGCCCAUAGUGAAACUGAAUAAUAAGAGGAUUGAAAUGUAUUUAGCUGGCCCAACGCAAUACUUACAAUAAUAUUAUAGGAAUAAACUUACAAUAAAACGAACGAAUAUAAAACAAAGUAAAUGUAUCUCCUGAUGUCGUUAUAAGAACCCAAAUCCUCGUAGUCGACGACAGUUGGGUUUUUGGUUUUCCCGUAUUAAUACGUAUCGUCACACUUGUAUUUUAUAAUAUUAAACCGCGGUAUGGGCCGUAAUAACGCGACACCGAGCGUUACCGCAGUUACCGCGAUUAAAUCGUUUUGCAUGUUUUACUAGAAAAAGGGAAACGUCGGGUUUUUAUUUCACGUUUUUAUCAGACACCAUUCUCGAUUUUACGUUUGUUUCGUCUAAUACGAAAAUCGCGAGGGUAAAGAAACACUCUGUACUCCCGAAAUAUUGUCGCGAAAUUGCACAUAGUACUUUUCGCGUACGUGUGCACGUAACGGAUGAAAAUGCGAUCGACGAAAGAAAUCAUCCGUCGUUAUUAUUAUCUGUCCAGAGAGGAAAAUAUGUUCGCGAUAUGGCAUCGGCCGGCGUCUUUUACGAUUUACCCGCGAACUAAACGACAAGACGUGCAUCCGCCGCCGUGGAGUUUGAACGUAGAUAACGCAAUCGACACAGUCGCGUGUAAAGCUGCUGUUGAACCAAGGCAAAAUAAUAAUAAUUUUUUACUCGAGAGCCGGCACGGUGUUCAAAUCGAGACGAUAUUGUUAUUCCCUAACAGCCACGUCGCGGUCGUCGGGCGGGUAUCUAGUCAUAAUAAACGGCGGUUUCGCUAUUUCGAGCGAGUUCCCACUGCACACUGCGCUGUUUUCGUUGUCAGUCGUGUUGUACAUAGAUACGCAUUUUCAAACGUCCGUAUAGAUAACGUUUUAGAGAUAAUUCCAAAAAUAAUAUUAUGUAAUCGCGUAGACCAGUGGUUUUAAAACUUUUUUUCGACCACGGUGCACUUCAAUCUGCACUACACUUUUUUCAUGGCGCGAUGCGACUUUUUUUUUUUCUCGGUUAUAGUGUAAUUUUGAAAUUAGAACAAAAUUGAUGGGCUAUUAUCAAUAGGGUUCAGACUUUAUACUUAACGUGCGGAUCACCGUCACCGCGGUGGUCCUUCAUAAUGUAUAGGAAAAAAUGCCAAUAGACAGCCGCACACCUAGUGAACGCUCACGGGACACCAGUUUGAAAACCACGGGUACAGACGAAAAUAAAAGAUGUACGACAUGGCCAACAGUUAUAUUUUAGAUUCCGUAAAAAUUGUUUUAAUAUAUAUUUAUUUUUCUAUAACAUCACAUAUAUAUAUAUAUUGUUAAAAAAGUAACACUAUUAACCGAGCUACGCUCAGAGUUGUUAUUUGUUAAGAAUAUUUGCUUACAGAUAAAAAUUCAAUUUUUCUCUACACGCCUAUAAUUUCUCUCUCCCUACCUUCCUAACUUUCCACCUACAACAGUGGCACACCCGUCAGUUGUAUAAAAUCUCUUGUUUUUUUUUCUAGUUGAAUUUCAAAAGUAAUUAUGAUAAGAACUUGUUAUGGAAAAUUAAGUAUAUUGCUGAAUUCACACGAAAAAUGUUCAUAGAUAGUUGCCAUGUAAUUUCAAAAACACGACGGUUAUACUAAUAUUUAUUUUACACACACCGAGUUUGACAAUAUAUUGUUUUCUUUAUUAUAGUACCUAAAAAUUAUAUGGAAAAACUGGUUAUCAAAAUGACGACUAUCGUCAUCUCGACUGUGUUUUCAUUUCGAAACUAUACAAUAUACUUUGAGUUUUAUACGACUUUAAGUUUUUAUCGUUAUACGAAAUAAUAUGCUGUAUGCGUUAAACAAUUAUUACUAAUGACGUCGGCUUCAGUUUUAAAGAACAAUUUCAAAAAAAAAAAAAAAAAUAAUAAUAAUAAUAAUAAUUAUAUAAAGUAAAUAAAUAUAUAAUUUAACAAGUUAAAGUUUUACAUUAAUGUUAACAAAAUAUUAUAGUAAUACAAAAUCACUGUAUACAGCAGUAUAAAGUUUGAAUGUUCGUUUUUUUUUAAUGUAUAAAAUAAAUAACUUUUUCAAAAGUACAUUCCGAACGCGAAAUUCGCUUUUGGAAAUAUAUAAUUACGAUAAAAAUUGUCUUCGGCAAAAAAAAAUGAUUACAGACUUCCCCCGAUUCCCUUCCUCGCUCAAUAACAUUCACACCAUUUUACCAGAUCUUGUUCCAUCUCGUUGCUUUUUAUAAGUCCUCUAGAUGUUUUAUUCUCAGUUAGCCUCCACGAAAUCGUCAUCAUUAGGUCGAUUCCGAUCACAUUGUACCAUUUUCCGAACCAUCAGAUUCUUUGUGCCAUUACAAAAUCUUCGAUGGGUUAACUUAUUAUCUUCCGGAUUCUUAUUAUUUCUAGGCCAGUAUCGCAGUCAAUAAUGACAAUUCAUUUUUCGAUUUUUUCAAGAGUUUUUUCGUAAGGAAUGGUUUAUUAUUAGAAAGUAUUAACUAUCGGGAUAACAGCAGAUUUAGUUCGUCUUCUAGGGGGGGGGGGCGAGCAAUAUAAUUUUGGUCCAAAAAUAAUACUUUUAACUUACAUUUCCAGACGCCAGUCAGUCAAUGUGACACCUGACCGCCUCAUGUAAUAGUACAACCAUCUACAGAGGUCGUGAAUAAAUAUUAUUAAAACUCUGAACUUCUAUACAGAUUUCUGAAAAAAAUUUAUUAUUUAUAGGUAGUUUGAUGUCUUGGGGGCCAUGAUCCCUAUACCUCCCCCCUCCUAAACGCCACCCCUGUUUCGAGAUUUGUUUUUUAAAUCAUUUAAGAAAUAAUUAGCUUUGAAAUGUUACAAUACGGUUAUUUGUUGUCACCCUUACAUUAUAGCGGUUUCAUCUACCUACUUCUCAUUUUCAUAUAGUAAUUUAAAAUCGACGAAUAGACGGAAUAUUAGUUUAAAUAAAUAUCCGUGUCCAUUGGUGAAACAUUCCACUUUUAAGUUAAUGUGGGGGAAAAUUAGAGGAGCACCAUUUAUGUGGCGACACAGCGCGCGGCGUUUGAAUAGCGCUACUCUCCCAUUACCUAACUUUAAAAGUGGUACCUAUGUCUCGCAAACGGAUUUUCGGAAAAUUAGAAAUUUCAACACCAAAAUUUAUUUAAACUAAUACUCCAUAAAUGUAUUGAUUUUUCAGUAUAUAAGUUACCGUUUGAAAUACAAUAAUAGAUAGUCGCCCUCCUUUUAAAAGAAGGGCGACAAAAACCAACCGGAUUGUGUCAUUUUAGAGCUACUUAUAUUUAUUAAAAGAUAUAAGAAACAAAUCCUGAAAAAAGUUAACACUUUCCGACUUAAUAAGCGUCUUACGUUGUGUUGAUCACGCGUGUAUGUCGGUGUCGGUCUAACAACUACCGUGUAAAAAUUAAUUUUGGUUAUACGACUAAAGUUAAAUUUAAAGUACAUAAUAUAGGCGUUAGUAAGAAUAAAUUAUGCCAAUUUGUGUCUUUUUUUGAUACGGUCUACUAACUCAAUGAGCUCAACAAAUAAUUGAUACUUUAUUUUCACACGAACGUAAUUUUAAAUUACACUUCAAUACAUAUUAUUAUUCAUUCCUUCGAGGCAUAAUCCACAUCUCUAUAAUUAUAGAUAAAAUGUCACACGUUACUACGUUAGUCAUUCAUAAUACGUAUACUACUUUUACUUUGCCUACAAUUAUUAUAUUAACUCGACGUAUUUAUUGUAACACGCGUGAAAUUAUCAAUCAUACAACUUUUAUGUUGUAAAAUAAUUAUGUAGAUCUUGAUCGGACCGCUUGUCAACUAUAGUCGAUAGUACACAUACGAGUAGGUGUGCUGUACCUAGUGAUUUGAGAGGAAUGUAACAUUCUGGGGGUACGCACAGACUAUUCCCACGACAUUCGUUAUUUUCAUUUAAUUAUUGUCAACUGAAAGUGAUAAACACAACCAUUCCGUUUGAAAUAUGUAAUAUGGAUUUGUUGUUGUUUUCAAUCUAAAGCAACUAUAGAUUAUAUUUUUCACAAGUUAUUUGUUAUUAUUUGGUAAAAACGUGUAACACAAACACUUGAGAGUAACAUCGUUCAUUAAUAUUACAAUGAUUGUUGGUUGAUGAACGUUAACAAUUUUUUUUUCUGGAUUCUGAACUCAAUGGGUUAUGGUGUAUAUGCCUAUGAGUUAUGACUGAUAUGAGUUUGUGACUCAAUAUAUUCAAAACAUGUGUAUAAUUUUUAAUGCUUGUAUUUGCAACGGUGAUCGUUUAACCAUUUGUCCUUUUUUCGGGCCUCUAACUUUACGAUUUCGAAGAAAAAAAAAAAAUUGAAAAUUAACAAAUAUUCUCGCAAACGAUCAUUAACGUAAUUUGUACACUAUCUGUACCUAUAAUUCGUCAAUAGAAUCAUAAUAUUAUCAGAAUAAGUUCAUUUUAAACUUUAUUAUUAUUUUACAUGCCUAAUAAAGGCGUAGGUAUAGUACGAUGAUUAAUGAAAAUGCUAACAUAAAUCUAAUAGAAAUUUAAUUUAUUUUCGUUUUUGUAACGUCGUAAACAGUUAAUUUUAUAGACUGGAUAAAUGCCAAAGCUCAGAACUAAUAUAAAGUUGAUUAAUUGUCUUAUAUGUUUAAAUCUGUAAAAUCAAAAUAGCCUUUGCGUACGUAGACAGGAUACAGUGUGUACUAUGUUUGAAAACAUGAUAUAUUCGAGAAUUUUUAUUGAAAUAAAAAACCUGUGUUUUUUUUUUUACCAUACUCCAAUCAGCUUUGAUUGAAUACUGCGAAUAAUGAAAUUCUUAAUUCGUUAAUAAACAUUAUCAUUAUUAGAUUAUUUAUAUUUUAAAUUAAACUAAUUAUUAAAUAAAUCGAGUUACCUACAGUCACAUGGGCUAUGUUUAUGAAUAUAUUUUUAACUGUCUUAUCUAACUAAAAAUAAUUUAAAAUAGUAAGAUUUAUACAUUUCACGAAAUUCGAAUUGCGAUUGACUUCAAUGUGGACGAACAUAAAAAUGUAUUCGAUCGAGCCAAUAACGCGAAGUCGCAUGCAAUUUACUCAAGGGGCUAGCAUAAGUAGUCGAAACGGAGACGAAAAAUAUAUUAUCAUAUUAUCAUUAAAUAUUUAAAUAUGUCAAAGCCUAUCAUCAAAAAACAGUCAAAUAUAACUCUAAUAUAUAAAAUUAUCCCCCAAUCCUCAUUGUUGGGUUUUUCAUCAUUGAAGAUUUUUCUUUCUAAAACGUACAGACUUUUUUUACUCUUUUUUUUUUUUAGAAAUAUUCUAUUUAUCUCUACAGUCUUAAAUGAAAUAACACUCUGGCAAACAUGAGUGUCUUAUAUAGUUUCGAAAAAAAAAAUCAAAAUGCAAAAUAUUGUAAUUGCAACAUGUCGACUAGGGGAAAAUUCGACUCUAGUGAUGGAGUGUUGCUGCUCACGGGUGUUUUUUUUUUUUUAUACAAUACAGUCUCAAUACUAAAAUUUAAUUUGUGCGAAUUUUAUAAAACGUAAAACUGCAGAAAUACAAAACGCGGUUUUAUCAUAAAAUUCUUAUACAAAUAAAAUAUUAAGUAUUAUCGGAUGCAAUUUUUCGCGUACUUACGUGAGACGUAACGAUGAGAUGAUGCGUACAAAAAAAACAAAAUAUGGACAUACUUCGUACAAUGGGUUGGCCACUGUUUUUGGUGAGAAGUUGGGAAGGUAGAAGGGAAAUAAAUAAUGUACAUCUAUACGCAAUGAUUAAUCAUAGCUAAUGAAAGACAAUUUUGAUCAGAAUUCACAUGUUUUGAAAGUCCUUAGUAUUUACGAAAAACAUAUAAAUAAUGUAAAUGUAAAAAAUAAUACAUUUCGUAAAAUUUCCCGUUUUUUCCCAUUUAUUAUGAGUACCCUGGAAAAAUCAAAAAAAUUAUCACCGUAAAUUAUUUUACCCAUAAACAUUUUCUUUCAGAAAAGGUGCAACACUUGAAAAUUUCCAGUAGAAAAGUGGUUCACUGAAAAACAUGAAAAUAAAUAUUAUUGUAAAACCGAUAUAUUCCUCGCUCCGCUCAGGAUUUAAAAUUUACCUUCCAAGGCGUGAUUUACACCUGCACGAUAACGAUUUCAAUAAUUUCAUACGUGACUACAUGAUAACGACGAAGCUGACAUUACGUGCGAAUAUUCAAAUUACACGUUUCGUCAAUAUCCAUAAUAAUAGGUAUAUUGACUUACGUCUGAUUUCGUGAUAUUUUUAACCUUAAAACUACGAUUGUUUCAUUUAUACCGCGGAUAGCGAUUCUUUAUAAUUAUCUGUACAAUACACAUAAGUAUUGUAAUUUGUCAUGUUUCGUGUCCAUAUUUAUUAUUUCCAAUGUAUGAAACUGAAUUUUUGCUACGAAAGCGGAAAGGUACUGUAUGAUGUGUAUGAAGCAAAAGUUUUGUUUUCUUAAUCAAUCACAUCAAUAUAAUUAUAGGUUUAAUUUUAAGCUAUUAUUAUAAAUUUGUAUUAUACAUAAAACAAUGAGUAUUGCAAAAGAAAUUUCAACGAGAAGAAUGAAAUGGGCGGGAAAAAGUGGGGAUCAGUAAUAGUGAUGGAAAUUGACCCAAUAAGAAAGUGAUGGCUAUGAAAACAUUGUCUUCUCAGAGACGUAUAUGCAAUGGAAUCUGGAGUAUGGUGGAGAAUAAAUAUAGGGCGAUAAACAGAUGGAGAAGUAUUUGCUUGGAUGCCUAGGGCUCAAUUCUUGAAUCGCUGUGAUAAUUUAUCACGCGUGACAUUCAUAAAUUAUCACACAAAUAUCGAAAUUAUCGUAUUUUGGUAUUCUGGAAUUCAUUUUUCAUAAUUUACUUUGAUAAAAAAAAGUGAUCAAUUAUUCUUAGGCAUUAUGCUGGUAAAUUUAAUUAUCAAGGUUAUUUUAUUAUGUCAUAAUGUAAAUAAGUAUGUACAUACAUGACUAAAAAAUGUUGUAUUUUAUUCGGUAGGUACCUUAAUUAUUUAACUACUUAAUUACAGUUUACUUGUUAUCUUUGUAUUCAUUGGAUUAUUUUAAAUAUUAUAGUAAUCUAAAACAUUAAAAUAUUUUUUGGUAAUGAUUGAUGAGUUUUCUAUAGCUGCAUUAGAGAAUCUAGAGCGAAAAAAAUGCUCUAAAUUAUAGAAAAUUCCAACCGAGAAGAAAGGUGCGAUGCUUUUUAAUUGUCAGAUGAUAUUUGUACAAAAAAUUAUAGACUCAAUAAAAAUGUAGUGAGAUAUAUUAUAAAUAUACUUACUCCGUUUCUAAUAGAAACUAAAGUAAAUGCAUCUUACAUUUCUAUCUCUAACAAUAAUUGUAGGUGAACAUUUAUCUGUGUGCUAAUUUGUUUAUUAUAAUUUAGGUAUUUAUAGCUUUGAAUUUCUUUGCUACUGGUUCUUAUCAACAUCCCACUGGAAAUAGUCAUUUUAUCGUUUUACAUUUUAAAUUGGUAGGCAAUACAAAUAGGUACAUAGACAAGUAAAGCAGGUAUAUGAGAAAUACGUAUUUAUUAUUUUGUAUAAUUCAUGAUUUAUACAAUAAUAAUAUAAAUUUUAUAAAGGAUAUUACUAAUAAAGUGAUAACAUUAAAUAAACAGUUGAUAAAUUAUCACAACAUUGGUAUAUUAUCAAAUACAUUAAUUUAUUUCCGUCUCUCGUUCAAGAAUUAAUACAGUUGAUGGCAAAUUAUCGUGCGUGAUAUAUAAACUGAUAAUUAUCGUAUUUGAUAGAUUAUCACAGCGAUUCAAGAAUUGGACCCCCGAUCAUAAAAGUCAUAACACCUAAAAGAGAAAAAGUUAUAGAAAAGACACAAUUUUUGUCCAACUAAUAUUGUAGUAGAACAAUAUAAAAUAAUUAAUUUAAUAUCGAUAAAACUCGAUUCGAGUCUUACAUAGUUUUUAUUCGAUUUUUUGGAAAUCGAUCAACGUUUUUUUUUUAUACGAUUUUCAAUAUAACAAAGAAGCAAAAAAAAAUGUACAAAGAUUUCUGUUAUUUCCUAUAGGAAAACUUGGAGUGGAAGGAAGAAGCUUAAUAUGGUUUUAAAAUGAUGUUUAUUUUUCUCCUAUUGUUAUUUUAUUUGUGAACAACUUUUCUACCAGAAAUAUUGCUCCGAUUUACAAGUGUAGCACUUUUUUGAAAGGAAAUCUCAUUGUGGCGGUACUUAAAACGGUUCGGUUUUUUUAUUUUGUUAAACAAAUAUUAUUAAAGAAAAUGUUUAAUGCGUAUGUAAUUAUUUUACCGUAUAUGAUAUAUAUAUUGUUGAUAAAGCAUCACUAUCAACUAAACUCCGCUCAGAAUCGAAUUUUCGUUAGCAAUGGUUAAUCGUUGCUCACAGAUAUGCAUUGAAUUCCCGUCUGUAUCCUAUCUUCUCAAUCCUGAUAACGCCGUCGACGAGAUGAAAACAUUUUCAAAUCCCAAAAUCCUCGAGUAAUAAAUGUGUGUUGCCGAAUUUAUCAUAAUAGUGAUGUGACGCAUAUAUCCGGGUCUUCCUAAAAUCCGGAAUUCGUAUUUUUAGAUUUCAUUCAAUGUAACACAAAAUAACAAAAAAUUUGGUUUGUUUUUGAGGUUUUUUUUUAAAUUUAAAUUUUGAAAAUAUUUUUGUUCGUGAUUCACUUGUUUAUAUUAAGAUUCCAUUCUCAUGCCUCAUCGUAGCUAUAGAAUGAUCAGAUUCUGAUGAUAUUUUUUUGUUGUGACACCUACUACAGUCCGCAUUAAAUUCAUUUUUCUGUACUUUUAUUUUAAAUCUUUAUAGUAUUAUCUAACUUUUAUACAAAUUAUUUAAGCUUUUCUUACCGACUUUUUUAUCUCAUUGUUUGAAAUCGGAUAAAAAAAUCGGAGUUAAUGAAGAAAUGGCACAUACCCGUAAUUAUUAAAUGGAUAUUGAGUUAUUCAUAUCGUCGUAAAAUCAUAUUUCUCUCACAAAAAAAAAAAGGAAAAAUCAGAAAUUUAGGGAUCCGAAUUCACUAUUAAUUUCGGAUUUCGACCAAUUUGAAAUUUUACCAUCACUAUAUGUUUCCCAAUAAACGAAACGUUUUCCGUUUUCGGAAAUCCGCGGUUAUCGUGUAUAGUACAUAAAUCCAUAAAAUCCGUUUCCGGUUGUUUUCCAGGGUUCCAUAUCCGCUUGGUGGUGGCCGGACCAACUGAAGCACGUGAACGGCAGUUUGACGACCGUCACCACGGACAUCGGCUCGGCGCUGCUGUCCGGCAUGUUCGGCAUGGCGGCCGUGAGCGCGCUGUUCGGUCCCACGGCCGUCAGCCGGUUGGGCACCAGGACGUGUCUGAUAGCCGGUUACCUGGUAGCCGUCGUGUUCAUCGCCGUCCACUUGUACCCCAAGGUGUCGAUACUGUUGCCCGGCUACUUGCUGAUGGGCACCUGGAUGGGUUGUUGGACGGCGUCCCGAACGGCGGUGCUCAUGACGCUCUCAUCCAAAAUAGCGUACGUGCUGUCCGACAAAGAAGAGUGCGAACUCGAGGGAAACGGGCGCCGGGAGGCGGUGGCUAUGAACCUGGGCAGAGGAUUACAGGUGAGCUUACAUCGAGGUGAAUCGGUACCGGAUACAAAAAUUAUCUCACCGGAAAUGAUUUUGUUGCGGUCAGAUUAAGUCAGGUUCGGUUAGGAUUUUAGGAAGCAUUGUGAAUUGUAUUAUGUAAUUUGUGUUUCAAAAACGAAAUUGGGACCUUAAAAAAUUACCGCGAGUGUUUUUUGAGAUCGAUACCGUUAAAAAAGAUUGGGUUACGUUCGAUUGUACAAAACAUAGAUCGUUAUUAAUUCGCCGUGAAAACGAAAAAAAAAAAAAUGAAAUACUUACUCAACUUUUUUCUCAAUUUCUCCGGCGUCUGUACCAGUGGGGGGCGCGACCCUUUUUCGGUCCAUGGUCCCUAAAUUGAUUUAUUUCUAUGGGGCGAUCCCUCUUCCUAUUAACAUUAAAUAAGUGCACAAUGCGUGUAUUUACUUAAUGUAUACAAUAAUUAUAGUCGUCUAAAUUAAAUCGUUAAUUUUAGGCAAUUUCAAUACUUGUUCAAUUUGAUUUAUUCGAAUUUUUGAUUCAAAACUAGAAAAAAAAAAAAAAAUUAUAAAAUUACACGAUUUAAUGAGACCCUCAUGCUUGGAUUGGAGACAAGAUUGAAUUUAAAUCGGAUUUGAUGAUUGAGACUGCCGCUCUCAAAUCGGUUUCUACAUUCAAUCCGGAGCGAUGUUUGUUUUUUAUCGUCGCUAGUGUUGAAAACGCUGUUUACCAUAAACGAGUCGAAGCGAACGGGAGUAAUAAUUUCUAAUUAAAUUUAAAAAUAACCCGUUUCGCGCGUCACUCGAUUGCAGAACUUAUUACCGCGACAUUAGGGUAAUCGUGUGACACAUAUUACGAUUGAUGCGGCCACCCGUCGGUACGCGUAAAAUAAUAUGAAUUUAUAACAUUCAUUCGGCGUAAAAGUAUUGGCGACCAACCGUACGAAUUUCGCGACCCCCCGAGUCGCGCACCACCGGUCCAUUACGCAGAGAAUUGCAUAAUCAACGUUGCGACGCUUGUAUACAAAUUUAUUCUCAAUAAAAAACAAUACGCCCGCGGUUUUACGAGCUCGGGGUUUUUUUUUUACUAAAUAAUACCGACACGACGUAGCGGAAGAACGAGUCAAAACAGAAUUCGGGAAGUGAUGUGUUUCCGAAGCACUCGGACCGGGAUAAUUUGACACGAUCAACAGCCCGUCAUCGAUAUUGACAAUUGACAAUCAUUUCAAACUACUUAAGAUCCGGGGCGUAACGAGGGGGACUAUUGGUCUUACUACGAUGCGUGUUUUUUUUCUUGGGGGGCGUGUCGAACAGCUCUUCGAAAAGAAACCCCGCCGCACGCAAAGAGCGUGGCGCCUCCGCGAACGCCGUGACCAGCGGUCGUUUUUCGAUUUUCCGCGGGUUUUCGAAUAAUUUUGUUCGUAUUUCCGAACUCGAAAAAAAAACGUGUCGAACGUCGAAAACACACAACGGUACGCGCCGCGUACACACGCGCGGAAACGAACGCAAUGCCGGACAGUCGGGCCGAGCUUGCGGCCGGGCGCCGGAGAGGUGAUCCAGUCAUCCUAGCCGCGCCCGCAACAAUGUCAUCACGUCCGCGUAACCGAGCACCGACGCCCGCGCGGCCGCACAUACCGCCCGUUGCCGGUUUACAAGUGGCGCGCGCGCCCGUCGGCAAUGACGCGGGAAUCGCGUUCGCGCCACGCCGCGGGUCCGAUCGCCGGUACGCGAGUUUUUCGGUCUCGCGUCCGCGUCCGCCGCCGCCGCCGCCGCCGCCACUCUGCACCGCGGCCGGCGAACGAUCAAUGGCCGAGUUACGGCGUGGCCGCGAUCGCGCGCCGAGCGAGGCGGCCGAUCGCCGUUCGGGUCGCUCGCCCCGUGCCCGGGCCCGGGGCGAGCGACGGUGUUCGAUGUCGUAACGCUACCCCCGAACGAGAAACGCGUUUUCCGCGCGCGACGCCGUACCCGGAUUCGGUUUUUCGAUUCCGCGAGCGUAACGGCAACAACAACAACAACAACAACAACAACAACAACAACAACAAUAACAAUAACGAUAAUAACGAUAGUUACAUUUAUAACAAUCCGAAAGUCGAUUAAAAUGAACCGAUUACGCACCGGCUUUGCGGGGCCGCGGAAAAAUACAUAACGGAAAUACGGAGCGCGCGGCGGCGGACGGGCGGGGUGCCCGCCCGCGUUAGUUUUUCAAUUAAAUUUCGUUUCCCGGCCUCCUCGUCCGGGCGCACAGCCGUAAUAACAAACACCGGCGCCCCCGCGCGGCGCGGUCGAUGAGUUCACUUUUAGCGUCUCGCUGUAUAGGCGCGGGGUAAACGGACUCGGCACGAAGAUCCGCGCUCUCCUCAGACGAGCACGCGGAAAUCGUCGUUUUCAAUUAACACUAUCGCGCGUUGCGAUAUUGUAUUUCUGCUCCGGUCCUGCGCGGUUCUCCGCGUCCGUUGACAUUUUAUUUCCAACUCGAAUCGCGUAUACUUCCGGUAUAUUGAUUAUAAACCGCGGAUUCAAUUGACAAUUGAAAUACACGAAUAAAAACUGCGAUCUAUUGACGGGGGAGGAGGGCACGUGCCCCUUCACCGUCUCUCCGGAUCCGCCGUUAUUGUCGCGUCUACUACGAGUGCCGAUUUAUAGUCGUGCGCAGAGCGAAGAAGCUUGCGGUUUUCCAAAGAUGUUUAUUUAUUUAUUGAUUUUGUUUUUUUCCCGCGGACGACUUUUCCACCGGGGAUUUCGCUAUUCUUAAGUGUGACAAAUGAUGAUAAGCGGGAACAAAUGUAGGGGAGACGGGACAAUUUAAGAAAUGCAUUGUUACCAAACCGUAAACAUUACGGCCUUUCAAAACGUGUGCAACCGAACUCAGUUCAGAUUCGUAUUUCGUUAUCAACGAUAUAUCGUAGCGUACACAGAUAUAUAUUAAAUUUCCCCUAUACCUUCCCGAUUUCUCACCUACAGCAGCUAGAAACGAGGUAUGUCAGUUUGUUUUUUAUCUUUAUUUUUUGUUUACUCGAUUUUAAUUUUACUUCCCGGCCACACAGGAAAAAAUUAAGAUUAUCCCAGCUGUUUGUUAUUCAAACCGUAAGGUUAGGUAUUAUGAAACCAAAAAUUAAAUCGACUUGAAUAUUUAAAUUCAAACGUUUAGACGAGUUUCGCGAGUAUGAAAAACAAAAGAAUCGUUUAGUAAACGUUUUGUUCUCGUUUUGCGUGUAUACGCCAACCAUGAGCGUUGUGUUUUGGUUGAGUAUUUUUUUAUUAAAUUUUUAUUUAAUCAGUUUUUCCGAUUCGGAUAAACGCGAAAUAAAUUAUCCGAGAUAAAUAAUUAAAUCGUCUGGAUAAAUCUGUUUAAACCGUCAUCGGUAGUCAAACAGUCUGAAACUGAAUUGUCCAGUUCGGUGGUAGAGGCGUAAUUUAUCGAAUCGCUAUCGAUUACGACGGGUGUUGUUGAAAUUGCGAUGGAUUUGCGGUAGAGCGAGUAGUGGGGUUAGUUCGAUUCGGAGGAGGGGGGGGGGGGGGAGGGGGGAAUUGAAUCGGCGUUUCGAGGGAGAAAAAAUAUACUUCGCGCCGCCGCCGCCGACCGAGCUACAUAAAUGACGCGGCAUUUUCGAAAUCUGAAGGCGCACGCCUCGGGCCCGAUUAUUUGUCCGUGUGCGUGUGUCUAUAGACGUAUAUUUGAACGUGUAUCCGUGACGCGUGACAAAAGCCGAACGCGUUUAUUACCGUCGCCGGACAAAGGCCGCGCGCGCGCGAGGGGGGGGGAAAUCUAGAAAAAAAAAAAAAAAAAAAAAAAAAAACGUCGCACCGCGCGCGUACGCCGUUAAUGUCGGCGUUCCCGGUCCGUCGAAAACGUUUUCCGGGGCCACCCCCCGGGUUUGGACGCGGUCGGCCGAUCAAUCGCCCGGCGCGCGCACGUACGCGCGUCGCGGCGGCAAUGCCGUUACCGUGAUCGAGGACACGACGCGCCGCGGUCCGCGGAUUCGCCCGGCGGUGCCGUCAUCGGCGGACGUGGCAUCCGUCCCAGCGCGGUGCAAUGCGUUUUCUACCGUUCCGGUUUUUCGCCGGUUCGAACCGGACGGCCGUUUUGUUCCGAUGUAUCACGGCGUUCAGUAUACGACGUUCCCCGGGGCUACCCGUACGACACGCGGAGCGAUGUUUUCGUUUCGCGAACCGGCAAUUCCCGUUCGGACGGUUUUAAGUGGAACGCGAUUUCUAUAUUUUUGUUUUUGUUUCCCCCCCCCCCUAUAUUGUCGAAUCGGCCAAGCUUUUAUUUCGAAAACCAUAUUUUAAAAUUGUUUUCCUGUUACUCCGGAGCGACGGCAGAAGCGAGUCGUCGGUUUAUCGAUUGAAAACCAAUACGCAAUUUAUCGCCCCUUUCCCACUCCUCCGCUCUCUUCAAACUUCAAACGGUCAUGACUCGUAAACGGCAAAUCCGAUGCGUAUCGAAAUGCCACGGGAAAUACUCGCUAUGCGAAUCGGCGUUCUCGAAAAGGAGAGCGAAGGGAUUUUAUUCGAAAAACAAACGCACACACUCGUUUAAUGCGAACGGUAAAAAACGGUUUUGAAUAAUGUUUAGCGAAUUCCGCAACGGUUUAAAACGAAAAAACUCUGCACAUUCACUCGAACACCUCUGACCGCCUCUGACACACACCGUGUACGGGCCCGCGACAGUCGACGGCGUAAGGCGUGCCCCCGCACACUGCGCGGAGAACCGGACCGGGUCGGAACAGUCGAAAAACGUCCGCGGCAAACGUUUAAACGGGGGCCUCUCCGUAGCGUUAGUUUCGAUCGUUUUUUUUUUUUUUAAGCGUCCUUUUUUUCUGCGCACCAACGAUCUCCGUCGGGCGCCGCCACCGCGCCGCACCGCUAUAACAUUGCCGCGCGCCGUGAGUUUACACGGCAAUGAGAUUCGCGAACGGGUGGGCGGGUCCGUCCGCGCGACAGUGCCGUUUUAUCCGAAUCGGAAUGACUCGCGCGCGACGACGAAACCGCCGAGACGAUCAUUUUCGCGACGGGAACGGGGCCGCGGCGCCUGUAAUUUUCUACGGCGCAGCAACGUUUUCGUUUGCGACGCGCAGUUCAACGUGCGCGCGUUUGUCCGCGUACGGUUUUCGUCCGGGUAACAGACGGCCGAACAAUACGACAAACGUAAAUAAACAUUACCGGUAGAAGCGCCGGCAAUGAUUGUUACAAAACGGGUCCGAUAUGCAGCGCAGCCGUUUCUGUUUUUUUAUUGUGCGCGGGCUCGUAUUCACUGUCGCCCGUGCAGUAUGCCGUUGGGCCGCGGCCGUUUUAUCGAAUCGUGCACCACGCGAUUCAAACGCCGUCGGAGAAACGCCGGAGAAAGUACAAAGUUUUGAUCUCCUACACGAUUAUACAAGUAAACAACUACUGGCACACGUAUAGCGUGACAGGCGGACGUCAGAUCGGCGAUGUUUUGCGCGAGUUUCGCGACAGUAUGAAAUGCGAAUGCUGGAUUGCGGAUUAUGGAGGGCGUGGCGGUUCUGGGAGAAUAUAUGGGAGAUAGCUGUCAAAGAACAAACAAAUUAACACUAUAAAAAAAAAAAAAAAUAAACUCGACGCAAAUAAACACCUACGUCGUUUUAAAUCAACAUUUUUCAUAAUAAUAAUAAAGUUCAGAUUUCCACGCGUUUUGAGCCCGGUACGCCUCCCUUCGAAAAAUGUUUCUCGCUGGACCGCUGUCGAAAAUAAAAACGUAUACACAUUUUUUUUUUUGGAAAUUAAAUUAACUACGAUUAAGAAUUAUUUUCCUUUCCGUGUGCUUCUCUUAAAUAGAUCUCUUGCUUAUGGCCUCUGUACAGAGAGCAUAAUAUCGUAUACUACUAUUAGUGCAUCAAUAUAAAGUGUAAACACUGUACCGUCAAAUACAAACCCUGUUUUUUUUCCCCGAUUACCACGAUAACUACUUCGGAAAUUUAAAAAAAAAACAACCUCUUCAAUGCAUCAACGCGAUUCUAAAUGUAACAAAAAAUAUCAUUUGUCGAUCGGGGCAUAAUUUCCCGCAGGAAAAUUGUUAACAGAUAGAAGAAAAAAAAGGCGGGUUACAUAAAGGUAAAACUGUACGUAACGAUAAACAAUUGGUAACAAAAUACGAUUCUGAACAAUGUUCAGUAAUAGACGUUUUUAAAUGCCGUGAUAUUUACGAUUUUCAUUAAAAUUUGUGAAAAGAAAAAAAAUGAAUUGAAACUAACGAGACCAUUAUUUCCGUAAACGUUGCUGUUCUUACUACGUUUUUUUUUUUUUUUUUUUUUACCGAGUUUGCUCAAUAAUUGAGAACACUACACUACCGACUAGAUCGAAAAUAGAACCAACAGGUCUAAAAUUAUAUUGUUCUCGGAUCAGAGCAAGAUUUCUUGGAGAAAAGUUUCUCAUAGACACACACACACAUUCAUACAUACAAAAAAAAAAAAAAAAAAAAAAAAAAUUCUAAAAUAAGUACACAUCGUAGUAAAACCAAUACGGAACAAUCGACUGACCGGAACAUGAAUGGGGACGAAUGGACGUGACCGUUAAGACAUGGCCGUGUGGACAUUGGGACAAUUGGACAUCAAAAAAAGUUGAAAAUAUUGAAAUUAAAAAAAGUUUUUAUGCAUAAUAAUAAUAAAGUGAAAUAUCUUGAAAUUAAAAUAUUUGGUAUCGAUUUCCACGUAAAAAUUUCAUUGAGUUUUAAUUUAUUUUUAAAUUAAAAAACCAAUGGUGAUAUGUAACUACAUAAACGUAAUAUAACUAUUAUUAUCGUGGGUACCUUAUCGUGUUAAAUUUUGUUGUUAUACUAUGCAUUACGUGCAUAAGCAGUACCUAAGUACAUAUUGGUUUACACUUCAGUUUUUAUUUUUUUUUUUUUCAAACCAUUUGUCGGCCUAUUUUAAUCGACAGCGCUUUUACUAACUUUUGUAUGUAUUUAUUUUAUUUUUAUUAAUUUUGUCCACGUUCAACAAGCCACGUCAAUUUGUCCUAGAUCGGACACGGACCAAAAACAAAAAAAAAUACGAACAUAUUUCACACGCGGGUGGGCCACUGUUAUAGGUGAGAAGUUGGGAAGGUACAGAAGAAAUUUAAUUUAUACCCGCUCGCAACGCUUAACCAUUGUUAACGAAAAACGAUUCUGAGCGGAUUUCGGUUUGUUGUGUUGCUUUGUCAACAACGUGUAUGCCAUAUUAUGGUAAAACAAUUACACAGGCAUUGUAUAUUUUCUUCGGUAAUGUUUGAUUAAAACUGUAACCAUUUUCCCGUUUAUCUACGGUUUUCCCAUGUUUUCCCAUGUUUUUUCCCAUUCAUCGGCAACACUCCUGGUAAAAUCAAAAAAUGACCUCCCCAAAGUGCUAUACCCCAGUGAGAUUUCCUUUCAGAAAAAAGCGCUGUUAUUGUAAAUCGGAGCGAAAUCGCUCGAAUUGUGCACAGAAAAAAAAAAAAAAAUACAUAAAUAAAUAUUAAUCAUCAUUGUAAAACCAAUACGUUUUUCACUCCACACAGAAUCUAAAAUGUUUAAAAAGACAUAACAAUCGCACGGUGACCGUAAUGCUCACCGACAUUAUACCGUUCGCAGAUGGCACACGACGUGGGACUAAUCGUCGGUAAUGCGUUUGUCGCGUACAUGAUCGCCAGCAACAUGCGUUCGGACGACAUCGUGGGGACGAUGUUCGCCCGGGGCGGUGACGGCCGUGGCACGGACAGGACGUGCGGCAGUGUGGCGUGCCCGCUGGUCAACCAGAACAAAAUCAAUAUCGGACAGGCAGGCAACUCUUCGUACAACCAGACGUUGUUCGACGUCCGCAACUACAUGGUCCUGCCAUGUAAGUACAAUGUUAUUACGGUUUUUGUAGACAAAAGAAAGAAAGAAAAAAAAAAAACAAUUUCAAAAAUUCGAAACCUUUUAGAAUUGCCGGGUCAGGUUAGGUUAGGUUAGAAUUCUAAUAUCGCUGAACAAAAGAGCUAUGGCAUAUGUCAGUUUUUGAUUUUGGUUUUUUAUUAUUUUAGCUGGAUUGGAAAUAGAAUAAAAAAAAAAUCAAGUCUACCUUAAAUUCUGAAUUCUAAUAUGAACACCAUAAUGUUAAAUUCCAAGUUACGCAACUUCGCUAUGUUGCUCGUCGGUUGGACUGUGACGGGGGUAUCACGUCCGUACGCACCGUAGAGAUUUAGACCGAUUUAACAUUCUGAGUGGAGCGAAGAAGCCCUCGGUUUCACAAAGAUGUUAAUUAUUUUAUUUUUCAUCUGUGCGCAACUUUUCUACCUGAAAACUUGCUCAGAUUACUCAUUUUCUGAAAGGAAAUCGGAGUGGGGAGGCGCUUUAGAGAGGUUAUUUUUCGAUUUUUUUAGAAGUUCUAUCAUCAAAUUUGAAAAACCGAAAAAAAUUCGGGAAAACAUAAGAAAUAGAGGUAAGUAUUAGGUAGUUAAAAUAUUUUACGGCCUCCUUUGUGUCCGUGUUCGACUUUUCUCCUUGCAAUUCUGCUCCAACUUAUAAUGAUAACAAUGUUUUUAAAAGAUUAUUUCACUGAGGCGGUACUCUAGAGAGGCCAUUUUUCGAUUUUCCCAAGAGUUUUCCCAGCAAAUGUGAAAAACCGGAACAAACCAUGGGAAAACCGGGAAAAUCGGUACAACAUUAAACAAAUAGUAUUUUUUAAUACUAGGUUUUUUUAAACUUAUAAAGCCUGUUAAAUUAUUUUAAUAUAAAGUGACAUAUAUAUUGUUGACAAAGCAUCACUAUCAACUGAACUCCGCUCAGAAUCGUUUUUUCGUUAGCAAUGGUUAAUUGUUGCUGACAGAUAUACAUUAAAUUACCCAUAACAGUGGCUGCACUCGUCCCCAUUAUCCUAGGAGGUUUUUUUUAUAAUCGUUUUAAGAUCAAAUUUGAUUGAAAAUCGCAUAUAUUAUGGCGUUUCAGAAGAUGUAUAAUUGCUCUUCGUUCAGAACCGUAAUAAUACUCCCUUAGCAAACAAUACAUCGUCGCUUACCCGUUAGCUGUACCCGUCCCCUUUAUCCCAGUACGUCUUUUCAAACGUCAAAUGAUUUAUUUUUGUCACGUUAUGAACUUAUUCUGGUCCGCUGUGCAUUGUCGCGAACGGACGAGAACCGCCGCGGCGGUUUAUCGUGCGCGCCCCGUCGAGACGUAUUACGUUAUAAAUUACACGGAAUAGCCGUUUCGGGCGCGGGACGGAAAAUAUCACGCGACAAAACUGUUAAAUAAUAUAUUAUAUUUUCCGAGAGAGAGAGAGAGAGAGAAGAAAAAAUGAUCAUAAAUUUUCCCUGCCUGUCGCACAUAAAUCUCUCGCCGGAGGAGGCCCGGAACCGCGUCACGCCGAUCCACCCGAGCUGUCCGUGUACGUGUAGGCGCCGCCGGUGUAACGCCGACCGGUGAAACGAUGCGUCUCCCGUUAAUCGUCGUUUACAACUACCAUAAUAUUAAAGUAAAAAAAAAAAAAACUGCCCUAGGAUAAUGGGGACGGGUGCAGCCGCCAUUGUAGGCAGGAAAUUGGGAACGUGGGAUACAGAAGGGGGUUCGAUGUGUAUCCGUGAGCAACGAUAGGCCAUUGCUCACGAAAAAACGAUUUUUCGAAAAAAACGAAAUUCAGUUGAUAGUGAUGCUUUGUCAACAAUAUAUGUGUCAUAUUUUGGUAAAAUAAUUAAAUAGAUAUUUAAUAUUUUCAUUAAGAAUACUUGAUUGAUAUUGUACCGAUAUUCUCGUUUUAUUACGUUUUUCUCGGUCCGAUUUUUUUUCCCAGUUUUCCACAUUUGUUGGGAAAAUCGAAAAAUAAAGAGCCCUCCCUAAAGUACCUUCCCAGUCAGAUUUCCUUUCAGAAACAGUGCUAUCAUUGGAAAUCUGAGCAAAAUUUUUCCGAAAUAUAUUUCGUACAUUUUUCCGUUUUUUCUCCGUUAUUAUCGCGUGUGUUACGUUGUGAGAAUUUAUAUUUUGUGCGUACCAAAUGGACAAAAAAAAAAAUAAAAAAAAUAAUAAUAAUAAUAAUAAAAAUAAUGAUAAUAAAAAAAGCUAUCUUUUACGAGGAGUCAAAAAUAGUAACGGAUGUGGUCCUCUGAUUUUUACGGUUUCUUUCGCCCCUCCCUUUUCCUCUCCACGGAAUGUCACGCGUAAAGAACGAGUUUAUGGCGUUAUUACAGUAAUAUAAAUACAAUAUCGAUCUCCGGCCGGAAUAUUUUAAAAAAGGUACCGGAUGCUCGACUGCAGGGCCGGUUUAGCGCAUAGGCAAUAUUGGCGCUGUGGACCUAGGGAUUACGAACAUUUUUGGGACAAUUUAGGGGCUACGGAAAUAUAUGGAUACGAUUUUUUUGUAAUAUUUUUUUUUUUAUUAUUAUUAUAAUUUAUUAUUCACAAAAAAAAAAAACGGGUGGGUGGGUCAUAGGUGCCUGGGUGUUCAGAAAUAUGACAAAAAAUAUUAAGUUUUUACAAAAUAAAAUUGUUUAAAAGAAUUUUAGACCGUGGACAUUUUUUAAAUUUGACACAUUUUAUUGGAAUUAUUGGGAUCUUUCGGGUUGGGAUGGGUGGAAAAUUAAAUCGGUUAUUCAAGAUGAAAAUACUUCGAGCCGCAACUGGUGGGGAAGAGUAAAGAAAUAUGCAAAAUGGUAUAAAAGAAGUUUUUUUUUUUUUUUUUAAAUUUAGGCAACAAAACCACAGCAACAUUGAUAAACAACUGGAUUAAACUGAGUCCACGCUGAUAAACUUGUGGCUACAUGUUGCCUGUUUACCAAUUUAUUAUAUUGUUUUGUGGUAAUAUGUUUCGCUUUCAACAAAUUUUUGAUGGAACAUUUAGUAACUUCUGGAAAUAUAUAGGCAAUUUUGUUGUGUCAACAUACUCCGACUCAAAAAGUUGUUGUACGUUGCCUUUGUGUGGACCGGGCUUUACGUUUCAAACGCACGCGGGUCUCCUUGUCGCGCGCGCCGCCGCGUUAUCGAUGAGUUUUAAGCGAAUUCAUCGGUCCGGGGGACGUGCGCUAUUGAUUUUUUUUCGGCUUUUACGAGAAGUUUUAAACGACCGCCAUGCGCCGCGAAUGUUAUUUUCAUAAUACACUCCGGUCGGAAUGCGCGCGAACGCAAUGUAGAUACGUACACAUUUUGUCAGUGGACUUUAAAAAAGCCUAUUAUAACCUUAUUCAAAGAUCAAGCUUAAUAAAUAUUCUCAGAGAAUUUAGAUUACCAAAAAACCUAGGUAAUAUUAUAGAAUUUGAAAUUUUUAAUCUCUUUUACUCUCGAACAUAUACGUUGCCACUGUCACACACGGUCUUCGUUAAAUUAUUCUUCAUAAUAUUUAAUGUGCUUGCAAUAUUUUUUAACGUGUACAGUAGUGUUAUGUUUUGCUGUUAAAAUAGCCAUUGUAUUGUUUUACGUCGUCGUCGAUUGUUAUUAUUUCAUCAUGUAAGCUUUAGGCCCAAACUUAAAUACGUACAAACUGAUUCGUUUGUCUUGUUUCGCGGAUACCGUCGUCGCGGUAUAACGUGCAGUAAAAUCCGCUUAUAAAGUUAUAACUGCGGACCGGAUUUAUGUGUAUUUAAAAGUUUAAAAUGUGCACUUAAAAUGCACAAAAUAUACAAAAUAAUUUUUGAUUAUUACAGCUCACAUUUAUUUAUUGUAAUGUUAUAAAAUCAAAAUGUUAACGAUGAAAAAAUACAUGGGCACUUUGCCAUUGUAUAGUGACAAACACAAACACUGUUGUAUAAAAUUGACACGUUUUUAUAAUACUUUGACUAUUGCCAAAUGUACACUUCGAACUACAGUCGUCAAACUGUCAGUUCGUGUUCUGUAGCAUUGACAAUAAUGUUAGACAAAGUGGAUAAAAUAAAAAUAUACGAUAGGAAAACCGAUGUGUACCAAUAUAUUAUUUUUAAAAAUAUUUUCAAUUUUUGUGUUGUAGAAAAAAUUCAUGUAUAAUAACUGUAUAUACAACUAAAGAAAUAAAUUAACACGUUGUACACGUAAUAUGCAAAAAUAUGCAAAAUAAAAAUUUGCAAUUAUAUUUAUUUAAGUCAUAACCGAUGAAAAUCCAUUUACCGCGUGUAAUUGCUUAUAAAAAUAUGAACAUGCAUUAUAUGGAAAAUCCGGUCUUUAGUUGUAAAGAUCUUCAAGAGACCUAGAGAAUCCGUUCGUUAUAUCUGAAUAACAAGAAAACCUUAAUUUUAUUGAAAAAUUGAUUUACUUAACACAUUUUAGAUUCCGAGUGGAGCGAAGAAAUUUAUGGUUUUACAAAAAUUAUUAUUAUUUUUUUUUUUUUUUUAUUUAUGCGCAAUUUUUCUUCCCGAACACUUGCUCAGAUUUCUGAGUGUAGCAUAACAGGUAGUUAAAAUAUUUUACGGCCUUUUUUGUCUGUGAACAAUUUUUAUACCUACAGUUUUGCUCCAACUUAUAAUAACAGCAAUGUUUCUAGAAGUAAAUUUCAUCAGGGAGAUACUUUAAAGAAGGUCAUUUUUGAUUCUUUCGAGAUUUUUCCCAGCAAAUGUGAAAAACCGGGACAAAACAUAGGAAAACCGGGAAUAACGUAGGAAAUCUGGGGAAAUCGGUACAACAUUAAAUAAAUAUUAUUCAAGAAAAUAUAUGAAUCGCAUUUAAUUAUUUUACUACAAAAUGACAUAUAUAUUGUUGACAAAGCAUCACUAUCAACCGCUCAGAAUCGUUUUUUCGUAAGCAAUGGUUUAUCGUUGCUUAUAUAAGGUAUACUUUAAAUUAUCUAUAACAAUGGCUGGCCAGUCCCUAUUAUCCUAGGACGACUUUUUAUAUUACAAAUGCAUUAUUAUACAAAUCGUAUUAUAUAUUUAUGAAUAAAAAGAAAGUACGAACAUACUCCGUACGUGGGUGCAGCCACUGUUGUAGGUGGAAAAUAGGGAAGGUAGGCUACAGACGUAAAUUUAAUGUAUAUCUGUAAGCAACGACAAACGAUUGUUAACGAAAAAACGAUUCUGAGCCGAGUUCAGUUGAUAAUGUUGCUUUGUCAAUAAUACAAUACAUAGUAUUAUGUCAUAAUAUGGUAAAAUAAUUAAAACAAUGUGCGUUUUCAUGACAACAAUGAUUGUUUAAAAAACAUUAAAAUAAUAAAAACUGAAUAAUAACAAAAAAUAAAUAAAAACGGUUUUCAAUGACAACCUUAUUUUUAGUUUUUCAAUUUUUUUUAACUUAAAGACCGAGGUUUUCCUCGUUAUAUCGAAUAUUAAUGAGAAUUUUAAAAAAUGACCUCUUUAAAGUACCAUUCAGAGAAAAUUUCCUUUCAGAAAAGAUGCUAUACUUAAUGAUCGGAGUAUGCUUUCUGGAAGAAAAGUGUUCACAUAAAAAAAAAAAAAAAAUUAAACAUCAUUGUUAAACCAAUAAAUUCCUCGUUAUACUCAGAAUUUAAAAAAGUAUUUAUUAUCGAAUUAUCACACUGGAUCAAUUUAUUGUUAUAGAACGAAAAAUCCCAUUUUUAAUUUCAAAAUACCAUCGUUAUAUUAUCUUAUAUCCGACUAAAAUCACUGCACGUGAGACAUAAAACCAACCGAACACAUGGCUGGGAAUCGUUUUAUCCGGAACACUGUUAUAGUUUACGGCAUCGUAAUAAGCGGAUUCUUACCCUUGGAUUAUUUCAAGUACGAGUGUGGUACGAAUAAUAAUAUUAUACAAUUAUUAUUGCCGCUUUCGCGCGCAUAAUAUUAUAAUCAUUACACACUACGGUAUUCGAGUUGUCGUGACGUAAACCCUACUGCAGGUGUUAUACUUCCUGAAACGGAUUAUGCCAUCUCGCGCGUGAAACAGGACCGAUAGUAAGUUUAGCGCGACGUACUGAACUGACCGAAGUACUUCGCGUUUCGGCUGCCGUUGUGCCGCGUGUGUGCGGUGGUUUUAGACUCUGAGUGGAGCGAAGAAGCUUAUAGUUUUACAAUGAUUUUGUUUUUUUUAUUUACAUCUAUGAACAACUUUUCUACCAGAAAUAUCGCUCCGAUUUAUAAGUGUAGCACUUUUUCUGAAUGGAAAUCUGACUGGAAAGGUACUGUGGGGAGAUAAUUUUUUUGAUUUGACAGAGAGUUUUCUCAAUAUAUUGGGGAAAAAAAACGGAAAAAUGGAGGAAAAACUGGAGUUCGGAAGAAAUAUUAAACAAGUAUUAUUAAAGAAAAAGUAUAAUGCAUUUUAUGUUAUUAUUUUAUCACAAUAUGGCAUAUAUUUUGUGGAAAAAGCAACGCUAUUAACUAAACUCCGCUCAGAAUCGUUUUUUCGUUAGCAACGGUUUGUCGUUGCUUACAGAUAUACAUUAAAUUAUCUAUAACAGUGGCUGCAUCCACGCGCGAAGUAUGUUUUUUUUUCUGUUUGUCCGGCGAUUAUUUACGGAGAUUUCCAGUGAAUUCGAUCGCGGGUUUGUUCAGUGAACAAUACGAUAAUAUAGUAAAAUUCGAUGCAUCAUAGAACCGUUUAAUCCGAUCGCGGGUUCAUCGCGAUAGGUUUUCGCAAUAGUUUAGCCCUUAUUCCGCGUAAACGUUCGUCGAUCCCGUUACUUUCAAUCGAGAUUCAAAGGGAUAGUAAUUUUAUUUUAUUAUUUUUGUGUUUCGAAUAUCCGUUUCGCAAUGCAGCGGGUAUGGAAAUCGAAAGUCAAUAUAUUCGUUUCAAUGCGAGUAUACGUAUACAAUAUUAUAUUCGGGGUAAAAUUCGGAAUCGAUACCGUUCCGGUUUACUUAAAACCGUCCGAGAAAAUCGCCGGACCGAAAAAAAAAAAAAAAAACCAAUAAAAGAGCCACCCCAUAGGUGUGCUAUUGUUGUUAUUGUUAUCGUGUUCACGACCGCGUUUUCACCGCCGGGCGACUAUCCGGUGUGCGCUGCUACAUCGCCGUCGUCGACCAUUGUCCUUCGGAUGCCCACGACACGCGAGCGUACGUCUUUUCCGCAGGGGGAUUUUUUCGAUUAUCCGUUUAAACCAUCGGCCGCUAUACUGUAUAAAUACUAUAAUAACCGGGCGCACACCCGAGAAACGCCGUUUCACACGAAACAUUGAAACUUUUUUUUUUUUUUUUUUUAAUUAACGUUAUGCGUUCCGUGCCGACAAUCGGACGGAUAUAUACUUUAUGUUCGCCCGAUUGUUACGCGCGAUGUUUAUAAAUAGAUUCACCUUGCCGUCCACAAACGAUGAUAAUAACGUAAUACAUACCAUAUCAGUUAAAUGAUAUAUUUUUUUUUAAUACGUAUAUAUAUAUAUAUAUAUAUAUAUAUUUAUUAUUAUUCUUUGUACGUAUUUCAAAAAAAAGAUCAUUUUCCGGUUGAAAAAUAGGCGGAUGAACGGAGUGACGAGAGAACAAGGAACGGGUACAUAUGAGAGGCGGCAUAGGCGUACCUCAUCCCAUACAGCAGACGUUACGAUGGAAAAUAGACUGAGAUGGUUUGGACAUAUCACGAGGCGAGAGAAAUUAGAAGGAAGAGAGAAGGAGGAAAACCGAAAAAGUGUAAGUGUAAGCGUGGAUGAUGUAUAAGGGAUCGAGUGCGAGGGUGGCUGACUAUAAAUAGUCGGGAAGAAGAUGAAGGCGAAGGAGAAAGCGUUUUUUUAGCGUUGAAUAAACAUUUUAAUAUAGAAUAUAUCAUAAAAUAUACCCUCUAGAUAAGAUUAGUUUUUUUUUUUUUUUUACGGCCCAUUUCUCUUUUUUCCUCCGUGUUCAACAAGUUUGUCUCAUUAAAUAAAUUAGUUCCGCCUUUUUUAUACUCUUUUCACGGGCAGUUUUUUUUUCUUUUUUUUUUUUCAUGUAAUUUUGCGAGUAAAGGUGGUAAUGCGGCAUAUGAAAUAUCGCUGUAAUUUCUCUUUGAUAAGGUAAGCCACAGUUGUCGGUAGACAGUUGAAAAGGUGGAACAAUCAAAAUAAUGCAUUGGUUGUUGGUCCCAAUUUGUUACCAGAAAACACUGCUGAUGUCCUUGAUUGUCGUGAGGAACUGAUGGAAAAGAUGUUUUCAGAAACAAAAGAACGUACAUUGUAAAAUCAAUAAAUUCCCGAGUUCACUGAGAAUCUAAAAAAAAUGUCUUCGGAUAUGGGUCGAUACUCGUUUUAUGUGUAUAAAAGUUUGACUCGUUUAAAUUUUAAAUAUCAUAUCACAGAAGAUUUUUGUAAUGAUGACGAGUAAUAGCUCGUGGUAAUGUUUUAUCCGAUAGACCAUUACCGGUACCGAUAGGCUCUAUAACUUACACGAUUGAAAAAUUACCUAAAAUAUAAAUUCGAUUUAAAAAAAAAAAAAAACUGUUUUAUUUUUACUAUUUAUUUCGUUAUUUUCAAACUAAUAUCAAUGUUACCAAAAUAUUACAUAAUAUUAUGCAUUUAAAAACCAUUAAUAUGCAAUGAAAGAUCGUAAAAUAAGAAAUAUGCAGUAGUCCAAAAAUAGUAAAAUAUGCAAAAUAAAACUUUGUAUUUAAUUUCUAUUGACUGUAAUUCAAACUUUUAGCUUAUCUCGCUACUUUUUGGAUUGUCUAAAAAAAAAAAAAAAAAUAGAACACGCAGAUGCGUGUAUAAAGCCGGGCCCUAGUAAUAAAAACGGCCAAAUACAAAAAUGACCCGACGGAAAAAUCGGACGUUUUUUCUGUGGUCAUUUUUGAUUUGACCAUUGUUAUACCUUCGAUUAUUAAAAACUAUUGUUACCAUUAUAGUAACUAACCGUCGUAAACAUAACUAUGCCAAAAGUACAAACGUGGUAGGCAAUGUAAUAAAGAUAAUAUUAAAUAAUAUAACGUUUUUCUGACGGAGGAAAAAAAAGGCCGAAUUUUUUCCACGGCCGUUUUUGUGUUCGGGUCAUCAUUCUGUAGGAUACCUAUUUUUCUUAAACGCACAGAGAUGUCUGAAAUGUUUUAUUUUUUCCAAUAACCUUAAAAAUCGACUCUUUUCAUUGUUAUUGUAUACAUGUUCGCAGGCAAGACGACGCAACUGUUGGCCAGCGUGUUCGCGGGAUGCUGUUUCGUCGGCGUGGCUGUUACCGCUACGUUCAUGACGCGCAUCCGGCUGUUUGGGCACUCGGCCACGUCGGACAAACGCAAGUCGGACAUCACCCGGUCGUUCAUAGCCAUCCGUGACGCGUUCCGCAACCCCAAACUCCAAAUGAUCGCCCCGCUGUCCGUGUUCAUAGGGCUCGAACAGGGUUUCAUCUACACCGACUUUACCAAGGUGGAUAGCGAUCCGUAGUGUGUACGGGGGGAUCGGAGGGAAAUCGGAUUAUCUCGACUUUUAGCCUUUUUUUUUUUUUUAAUGAAAAAACAUACGGGAAAACCGUGAGAUUAUAUUUUAAAAUAUAAUCAAUUCCGCUUUGGCCGUAUAAACUUCGUUAUAUGCCCGAAAAUAUGUAGGCCGGAUAACUUGUAAGUUGUAAGUAUUAUUGUAGGGACAUUGUUUUGAGAGGAGAAAUGUUUCUUGGAAAAACGAUACGAUAUACAUAUAGUAACAUACGAUUUAGGGUGAAAAACGGCGUUCGGUUUAGAAGGGAACUGCAGUUUUCUGUAGAAUAUUAUAUAUCAAAAAUUUUAACGGAAAAUUCCUCUAAAAACGUUCAGAUAUUUUUUAACUGGGAUUAUUUAAAAUGUAUGUACUUAUUAGCGUUAUUAAAAAAUACAGUUUCUGCCUUAAAACAAUUCACGGUGGCGGAUCACUUACAACUUAAACUACUAUUUCGAUAUUAAUAUUUCAUCUCUUUUGCAGUUUUACGUCGUGUGUUCGGUGGGCGUGUCGAACGUUCCAACGGUACUGCUGAGUUUAGGAGUGCUCCAGCUGGUGGCCGGGUUCACAGUCAGUCUGAUUUUGCAGCACUUCAAGAGAUAUCACAUAAUAAGUACGUUUCGCAUAAAAAUAGUUUUAUAAAUAUCUGGUCACUCUGGUAUAUACGGGCAGUGACGUGGUUGGUGAAUGAUAUUUGAUUUUCGGGCAACUCGGAUUAUCUACGAGUAAUACCCACCCUCAAAAUUAAAAAAAAUUAAAAAAAGGAGAUUUGACUUUAUACAAUACCACAAAUUAAACAUGCUAUAUACAAGUAUAUUGAAUAUAUUAUAUUAAUAUCUGUGUAUAUUUUAUGUUCUUUUAUGUUCUUUAAUAAAAAACCGAUAUUUGUUUGGUACACAUUAUAGGUGUCGUUUUUUGAAACACUUAGAGCGGGCCGCAUAAAGAUCAGUCUGUAACUUUACUAACGUGCCUGUAACUCACCAAACAUGUAACGUUUUAAUGGCGUAUAGACAAAAAAUUGAGUUGCAUAAAACAUUUCCAUUUUAUUGAUAUCCGACGUUACCGAAUAAAUUAUUUUACAUUUUAUUUGAUUACAAUGAUUACUGAUUACAUUAUCGAGUGUCAAUUAAUAAUAAAUAAAUAUUUCAAAAAUAUAUUCGAACCGCGAUUUAUAUUAUAUUAUUUGUUUGGUCUUUAAUGAUGGCUCCGAAAAGGGCAAGGCAAAACAACUUUAUUGGACGAGAAAAAUCGAUAUUAAUGGAAUUGAUAAUUCCACAUAAGGGGCGUAAUUGAAAAUAUUUAGGUAUUUGUUUGGCAGAUUAACUUAAUUAUAAAUAACAAUGUGCUAAGAAAAGUACAUAUUAAUAUAAAUUUUAGACUGGAUUUGUUAAUGGAAAAAAAAAAAAUCAGUCUUGGAAGGAAAUAACCAAGCUGUACAAUAUUAAUGAUACAGAAACUAGAAAUAGAAUAGUUUCAAAAAGAAAUUACGAUUCUUAAAUCACAAAUCUGUAAAAGUUACAGACAAAAAAUUGGACCCGAAAUAGUACAGGUUCAGUAGUCAAGAAAUUACAGACCCGUUAACGUUUACGAGCGUACUAGCGACAUUUAAUUUUUUUUUUUUUAACGGUCCAGUAGUGAAUUAAAGGCUCUGUAAACCGCUAAUGAACGUUUAUGCAACCCAGCCUGAGCACUUUUCGUGAUAAUAAUAAAACGUCGAGAAUUUCGUGCCGGGUGAUCGGAAUCGGUCUAAUUGAGAUCAGGCGACCACUGCACUGGCGGAUUGGGACCCGGGCGGGCCGCUACAGAAUCGCGCGUGGCCGUUGCUCGACAGAAUACCAAUAAAAAGCCGAACAUUUAACAUCUUUUGUGAUGAUUGGCCGGAUAUUUUAAAACGUAUACGCAUACGUUUGUCUAACCGUGUUUGUACAACCGUUUAAUAAACCCCACAGUGAUCGGAUGCGUGUUCCAUGCUUGUUUACUAAUGGUACUGAUAAAGUGGAAACCGUCCGGAGACGACGCCGCGCUACUGUACGUCAUAGCCGCAGCUUGGGGCGUGUGCAAUGCCAUCUGGGACACACUGAGUUUCAGUAAGUAUAACGACAAUGAUGAAUAUUAAUAAUCCGGCCGUACAGUGUAUACGACCCACUGUAAUGUAAUAUAAUAAAUUAUUCGUAACGACACUUAUUUGAAAUAUAAUUUACGAAACUCGCGAAAUAUGUAACGGCGAUCAAUAGAGUGUAGAGCUCGGAAACCGUAGUAGGUAAGUUUGCCAAAUUUUGCACACGAUAAGAAACCGGGAUAUGCGUUCAGGUCUAUAAAAUAUGCGAGUAUAAGACUCGAAGAGCGAUUUCGAAAAGCCGUACUCGAAAUCAACUCGCAAACUCUUAGACGCUAUUACGGGGUAGCAAACUAAUUGCUACGCCAUAGCCUAUAAUUAGUUUGAAAAAAAGUAUAAUUUUCUUAUUUUUUUUUUCAGAUUCCGGGCAUAGCGAGGGGAGCUAUUGGUUUUAAUAAGACGUUUAUUUUUUUUUCUCGCAUUCUUCUAGUCUGUACACACGUUUUUUUCCUAGUAAACUUGCUCUGAUUCUAACGUGUAACAGCUUUUCCCAAAAGCUCGAGUUGUCUAGAUUCAUUUGUUGAUUUUCAACGCCAUUUUUUAAACAGAAAGCUCUGAAGUGGGAAACACCGUAGGAAAACGCACAAUUUCGUGAUUUCAUUGUUUUAAAAAAACACGGACGACGUUUUCUACCAGAAAAAAAUGGUUUAAUUGAAAAAUCACAAGAUACUUUUUUUGACGCAUUUUAGAUUUACUUUCAUAUGGGUAUCAUCGCCAAAACUUUUGAGAUUUUAAAGAAUUUUAAUUUCUGGGAGUUUUUUGCUGUAAUUCGGCUAUAAACACGCGCGGAGACUUUAAAAUUGGUAACAAUGCUCCUAUUGGACUUAUUUAGACGUGGUCAAAUUUCCAAAAUCUUUGGAUCAAUUUUUUUUUUUUUUAUAAUAAGCGUUUUUAAAUUAGAUUUAAACGAAAUUCGCAAAACAAAUUACGGCGCUUUAAAUUAUGUAUUACUGAACUGCGCUCGGAAUCGUCUUUCGUUCAGCAAUGAUUUAUCGUCGCUUACAGAUAUAAAUGAAAUAACCUUAUGCGCCCUACCUUCUCAACUUUUCACCUAUAACAGUGGCCGCUCCCAUCCCCAGUAUCAGCUCUUUUUUUUUUUCCCCAUAAUAUUAUGAUCACACUAAUAUAAUUGUACGAUUGUACAAUCGGCUCUAUUGAAUUCGAACGUAUACUCUUUCCGACUCUUAUUAUCACCCAACUGAUUAUUUAAUAUAAUUCUAUAAUUAUUUGAUAUACGUUCACCUAAUUCUGAUGUGAAUAAUCGACUAGCACAUGGCGAUAAUCAACCGACUGCUCCGUCACAGCAUUAGACCGCAACCGAAUCAAAAAUGCUUAACUUUUUACGGGUUAUUUUUCCAUCGGUAUUUCUAGAUUUUCAGAACCGCUGGAACGAGAAAUUCGGCAAAAACUUUUUGCGUCCCGCACGCGAAUCGUCGACAAAAUCUGCGGGUGUACACUAUAUAAUAUAACACUGCAACAAACACAAGUUUCCGGCAGAACAAAAACUUUGUCCCAAGACAGACGUUCUGUCCCGGAUCUAAACCGAUUUCAAUUUAAAAUAAUGUACGCGAGUCCUAUUAUCUACUAUCGUGUGAAUUUAUGCCAUUUCGUUCCGACGACGUUUCCGUUUUCAUACGGAUUUCCGUUUUGCUCGAUAAUACCGUUGAAACUUUACAGUGUAGAUCGUAAAAUAGCCCCGUCCGAUGAAUCGUACAGCGUUUAGUCGUGAAUUUCUAGUAACGAUAUUUAAUUUUAAUUUCAGAAAUUCUUGAAAAUUUAAAAAUCUAUUUAAAAUAUUACGCAACGUCAAUUUGUACAUCAGUUAUUGCAGUUCGUUUUCUUCCCCUUGGCAUCAUAACUCUGAGGGUUUUGCCGUCACCGACAAUGCCCACCUGCCUUCAUGUGGUUGUGCGAUCCAUACAUUUCGCACCAAUUCACCUUGUUCGUGUAUCGCCUUUUGAUUUACCGUAAGGGCAUAGGGCGUGCGCAGAUCUGAAUUUCGGGGAGUGCAUAUGGAAUUAAUGGGCGUUUUUCUCAAUUUCGUUUUAACUAGACCGGGUAUACAUUUAAAAAAUCAUAAUGUACACAUAAACUGAUCAUAACAGGUUUUUCCGAGCAAAUUUAAAAUAUUUUACGUUUUAUUAUUAUUAUUAUUAUUUUUUUUUUUAUCACAAAACACGAUUUAAUUUUACCGCGUAUAUUCGAAUAUAUCACAUUUUACUCUAGUAAAAUCAGUUAAAAUACGGGGUCCAUGCUUCGGUACUUCAAUUUCAGAGCCCCCGAUUAUAAAAAAUGUGCCCGGGCACACCCGGCGCACCCCCGUUCGCACGUCUACGUGUAAUGGCCACUUGUAAGUUUGUCUCCAUUCAACCGUCACGCUUAGGUGCGCGGAUUCCAGUCUGCUCGUCACGCUCUACGUCCGGACCGUCGGCCGGAGCUCUCGCGGAGUUAUGAGGCCCGUAAAUCACGAUAACAUGCCGACGACGACGACGAGAACGAGACGAAAACUGGUGUCGAACAUUACAUUUUUUUUUUCCGACAUUUCGCGUGCUAUCGCCCUCGCGUUUACAGUGUUCGGCGAUUAGCGCGCGCGCGCGCGUUGAAAUUCAAAACGUACGAAAAGCCCCUCCGAUUAAAAAUAUCCGCGUUAUCUCGCCUUGCACAACGGGCGCGCGCACACCGCGACCGUUUCACUAGACGCCGCCGAAUCGCGUAAACGUGGCGUUUUUCCCGCGGACGACGAGUGAAUAUCCGUAACUAUUGCCGGUGGCUGCGUAUCGUAAUGACGCGAAUUAAUUGCGGCAGCCCGCCGCAAUCCUGCCGGCGUGUUCGCGUCGCGUGCGAUCGCGAAUAUUGCGGUUCCCAUCGCUAUGGUAAUGCGGCGUCCAUAGCGCGAGCAUAUUGAUUUAGCCCGUCGGUUAACAACUACGCCGUAGGUAAAACGACGUGUUUCCCGCGCCGGUCCCCCGCGUCCGUACAGAUAUGUUAUUAUUGUUAUUCACGGGAUUUCCCCUCACCCUCCCCCCCCCCACCACCCCCGUGUACCUUUACGGGACAUUACAGGUCGGACAGUUUCCGAACGCGGCGACGAUAAUCGACGUGUUGGUUUCGCUACGUUGGCGUGCGCGCGUUUUUUUUUUUAUUUAUUUAUUUUUUUAUUUUGUCCGUCCGCCAACAACAUUUCUAGCCACUCGCGCCGAUUUCGCGGGAGCGGGAGCUCCGUCUACGUGACGGACGCGAAUUUCGUCCAGUCCCGGCACGCGCAUUCGAGGCGUUCGUUUUUCGAGUUUCUUUUUUUUUUUAGCGGUCUCUAUUUAUCGGGAAAACGAAAGAGUAUACCUGCGCAACACAGCGGUUCCCGUUGGUAUUUUCGGAUUUCACUGUUCGAAUUGUAAUCCCGUUAAACCGUUCGUUGAAUAACGCGCGAACAACACAAUACGUCCGCCGAGAGCGGCGCUUGGUGGCGAGGAAAAAAAAAAAAAAGAAAAAAAUGUCGCAACGUUUCUCUCACAAAAAACGAAAACGCGCGGAAAUUCGAGACGUGAAACGCGGACGGUUGCAAUUUAUCUUCGCCCGCUCCGCGUGCGUACGAAUACGUUCGUCUACCGAUCGAGCGCGCGCUGCACGUCCGCGGCCGUUGACCGCGCCCGUGCACAUACGCCAUUGCGAUAAUCAACAACAGCCGAUCACUGAUCGAUUAACGUCCGUUUUUGCAGACUUUGUCGUCUCCCUGUACCCGGACAACUGGCACGGGCCCAUGGCCCACGCGUACUUCUUCCAGUACGGCGGCAUGGCGCUGGCGUUCGGGCUGCACGGCGCCGUGUGCAACGCCACCAAGCUGUACUGCAUGUCGGGCGCCCUGGCCGUGGCGGUCGCGCUGUACGGCUGGCUGGAGUGGCGGCUCCGGUUGACGCGCAGACGUCGCCUCGCGGCCCCGGCCAACCGGUCAUGA
Messenger RNA from Cinara cedri, 50478 nucleotides. The record is from the annotation of a GenBank genome assembly. NCBI's taxonomy places the organism in Eukaryota, Metazoa, Arthropoda, Insecta, Hemiptera, Aphididae.